Podarcis lilfordi (Lilford's wall lizard) is the source of this 80439-nucleotide messenger RNA. The record is from the annotation of a GenBank genome assembly. NCBI's taxonomy places the organism in Eukaryota, Metazoa, Chordata, Lepidosauria, Squamata, Lacertidae.
GCCUGUGACCGAGCCGGGCCCAGCUCAGGGAGGAGGAGGAAAACAGGGAGCAGGAGGAGGAGCAGCCGCCGCCGGAUGCGGCGAGGAAAGAGCUCCGGCUCCCCUACGCAGCGCUGCCGGCCACUCACCUGAGCGCGCCGCGGCGGGAGGAGGAGGAGGAGCCGGCCAGGCUGCUGCCGCUGCCGCCGCGGUAAUCCCGGCCCAGGGGGCGGCGGCGGGCGACCCAGAAGCCAUGGCAAGGGCUCCGGGAGCCUAGAGGCGGGCCGCCUCAGCCUCGCUCCGAGGAGCCGCGCCGCAGAGGCCUGCGAGUCCAGGGCGGCAGCGGCGGGCUCGGCCAUUCCCAGCUUGGCCCGGGCCGGCUCUGCAGCAGCGCCUCUCCCGCGCAAGAUGUCCACCCGCACGCCGCUGCCCACCGUCAACGAGCGGGACACCGAGAACGUGAGUGCCGCCGCCGCCAGCGCCUUGAGAGCCCUUCUACUCUGCCAGCCGGCGCGGGGCUCGCUCAGGCCGGAGUCGCCCUUCUUGGCCUCGGCCGGGCGGGUUUUUUUGGGGGGGGGUUGAGAGGGAGAGCAGGAGGGGGCUUGGCGGCCACGGCUUCCCCGUCUCGCGUGGGUGAGGGACCACCUUGAGGUCUCUUUUUCCUUCCCCGCCUUCCUGGGGGCACUUUAGGAACCAGGCAGGGGCUGAGGGCAGCCCCUUUCCUCUCGCCUCCCUUGCCCAGCCAGGCCUCCGCCGGGUGGCCCCUUGCGCGCCUUUGCCUGCACUGCAGCCACGCCUCAGUGGGAUGCGCUCUCUCCUCCCCAUGCCACACCCGGGGGCUGCUUUCUUCUUCUUCUCCUCCUGCUUUUCCGUUCCUUCCUUUAUGCAAGGCACCCCCAAGCCAGCCCAGGCAAAGUGUCUUCUUUGCAUGUCUAGGUUGCAGCCAGCCUGUCUCUUGUUUUCACACAGAGCUCUAUCUGUGCUUUCAGGUAAACUUUCCACAUGGCUUCCCUCUCCAUAGGGCCGGCCUCCCCUCCCUGACUAUACUCUCCUCUUCUUCUUCCUGCCCUGCCUAUUGCCAGGCUUGCAUCCUUCCCUGGGCCCGGCCGGUGACCUCCAAAAGCCAGGCUGCUCUGUCAAUCCAUCACUCGGGGCAAGCGCAGGAUCUGCCUUCACUUCCGCCUGCCCCUCGCCCCUGCUGGUGAUGUCUGUGCACGAAAGCUUCUUCUGAACUUUGCUCCUUUUGUUCUUGGGGAAAGCUCUGGUCUUUCUCCCUUAGAUCCUUCUUUUUUAUUUUAUUUUUGGUGGUGUUGUCCUAGUGGACUUCCCUCUCGGUGGGGUGACUGGAGCUUAAGAUAGCAGCCAGAGAAAUUAUAAAGCAGGGUGAUUCUCUUCCAAGGGAAGGUUGUUAUAGGAACAGUACAGAACAGGAAAAUGAGAACGGAAAGCUUUGUAAUGACCAGGGUUCAGUGCAUGCAAGUGCCUUCAAUUGCUCUCUAUUUUGUAAAUACAAGCAUAACCCAGGAUGAAAGAUGUUGGGGCUUUGGGGUAGCGAAAACAUGUCUGGAAUGCCUAUUUCACAUGGUUAGUAGCAAAGGGAGACAGAAGGUUUAGACUCUGUAAAAUCUGGCUUUAUGUCUGCACGUGCUAUUUCUGGUAGGCAUGAUUAAUGGGAAGUGAACUGUGUGUGGGAGGGAAAAGACAUAUUUGUAGUGAAGUAAUCUAACGGCCUGAAUUGAAGCAGACUUUACUAUGUUAAUGUGAAAUGGGAUACAGUGUGAGCAGGCCCAUUGACUUCACUGGCGCUGUUGACAAUGUUCACUUUUCUAAGCAAGCAGUGUUUAUCCUUUCCUGGGGACACUGUGUCAGUGUCCUAGGCACUAUUCACAUACUCUGGUUUGGAGAGUUGGAUUUAAGGUGAAAGUGUAUGACAACGUGAGGAAGGAGACAAAAGGCAGAUUAUGAAAAUCGUGGCUUCUGUGGAUUGUGCAAUUUCAGAGUUCCAUAGUGCUAUAAUAAGAAAUGCUGUCCAAAGAAACUGCAUUGAAACAUAUUAUAAAUGAUUAUUAUAUCAAUUCAUGGAGUUUUUAAAUGUAAGCUAAAAAGUGUACAUUUUAGUAUAGUGUAAAUACAUCACACACCUCCAAUAAUUCUCUCCCUAUUAAGUUCUUAUAGAAGAGAUGUUUGAAAGAUUUUUAUAGGAUAUAGAGCUAACAAUGUCUUUAUUUCCCCCUUGUAAUUAGUGUGGGAAAGUUACUGGUGCAGGAGAGACAUUCACCCCAGUAAAAUGUGACCUUAAAUGGGCUUUUUGAAAUAUCUUCUUUAAUGGCGCCAGAAUGUUUAGCAAUGCUAUCAAUUUGUUUGAAGAGUGUUAAGAGGCUCUCUAAUUAAUGAUCUUUUUAUCGCUUCUUUUAAAAAAAUCUUUGCCUAACACUCCCGUGAAGUGAAACUUUAUUGGAAUGUAUAAUGUGUAGGAAUAUUUUUAGGGAAAAAUUCAUUGGGAAGAAACCCCCCCCCAUCUUUUAAAAUUCUUUUUUAAACUCUGCAAUGAUGCAUUGUGAUUUAGGCCUUGGAUGAAUUUUUAAGGGAGUAAAAAUGUGCUGUAGUUGCCAAGUUGCAACCAGAAAAUAUUGUCCUCCCUCCCAUUAUGCCUUUUGGAACAAAUGGGUCUGAAAUUGCCCCACAGCAGGCGGAUCUGUUAAGGAAACAGGCAUAAUCACUUGGUUGUGACUUGACAAUCCUUGGGUGAGUUGAAUUUGUUUUGCUUUAUUAUUUUGCUACUCCGGCUGUUCAUUUUUACAGUAGAUAAAUAUGCAGGCAUAGAGUCACUCAAUUUAUGCGAUUCCCUUAUCACAUUGGAUAUAGAGCGGAUUAUAGGUCUAUAGUGAGAAAGAGUGUGAUUGUCUUACCCACUGCGCCCACCUUUUCUUAUAUUCACAGAGUGAGUCAGCAGGUGGUAGAAUUACUGAAUAGGCCAAGCAGUUGUUCCUAAAGUACAUUUUCUCUUCAUUUUUACUUUUUGUCUCUUUCAACUUGGCAUUCUUUUUGAGUAUUACUUUUCAUUUGUGCUAGAUCUUUUUGCUGAUGGGUUUUGGGACUUAAUGUAUUUUUGGUUUCUAUGGAAGCCGCCCAGAGUGGCUGGGGAGGCCCAGCCAGAUGGGUGGGGUAUAAAUAAUAAAUUAUUAUUAUUAUUAUUAUUAUUAAGAGCAAACCAAAUUGUGUGCUGGAAGAGAAUAUUUCCAUAUGCCUGUACUCACUGCAGUUUCUUCUGCAAGGAAGAAUGAAGGACCAUUGUUUCUCUAGCCACAAUGCUCUUAAAUGCAACCCCUUCCAGAGGCAAAAAUCUCUGUAAGUUCUAAAGAGGUGCUGUUUGUAUUUAGGCUGAACAUAAUAUUUUGGAUUUUCAAUCAAGCCUGUAAUUGGAAUAGGUUUUUUGCUCUGACACAGCAUGUUUUGACAUAAUGUACUUGAGAAAUUGAAUUUUAUUGCUUCAAAGUUUGAGCUGAUAGUUUACAUGCAUAACAGUACUUUACAGUAACAUCAGGUUUUGUUUGUUUGUUUUGGUAAAGCAAAUAAAAGCACAUAGAUGUUUAGGCUUGUUCAAGUGAGCUUUCUUUGGAGUCCUAUAUCCAAUUUAAAAUGGGUUCCUUGAGUAGUUAUACUUAACUGCAUUAUGGUAACUUGUAGGAACUAUAAAUAAAGAACCAGGCCUUGUGGAGAGGAUAUUGAAAAGAGGGAGAAAGUAGUUGGUAUCUUAGGUUGCCUUAGGGAAAGAAUAUUGGGGAAGCAAAAUAGUAUUUGAGGAUCACAAAUAAGGAUAUGAUUUGGGAAAAGUUCUUACAACAUAUAUGUGCCAGCAGUACCAGAAGUCGCAAUUUGUAGGCAUUGAAGUAGUAUUUGAUUAGUGACCUAAAGCUAAGGUCUGGCUUUUGUGCCAAAUGAAUGUUCUACAGCUGUUAUUAUAAAACUACUUCCACAGACCGGGCCUGCUCUUAAGCUACUGGAGCUAUGUGGCAGGAAAUCACAUUGGAUGAACUAUUAAUGUGUUUCUUGCAGCAGUGCUGCCUACCUCCAGGUAAAGCAAUAGCGGUAUAGGGAACAAUCACUUUGCAAUCCAUCUCAUGUAAUUUCCUGUAUACAGACAUGACUGGAGCAGUACAGAUGGAGCCACAGGGAAGCAGCUGCCUCACUGUUUUGGUAAUGUUAGAAUGAGCCCUAGCAGAUACACUUCUGGAUUUUUUUGAAAUAAGUUUUUUCCAGGCUUCAGAGCAACCAAGACAUUGACAGAUAGAUGUAUGGACACCCUUAUGGGCAAAGGUUGGCAUUCUGAUACGUUAUAGAACAGACAGUGGCAUUUGAUGGUGAAUAUCUUCUCUGGUGAUGUUUGCAAUCUUGAUUUAAUUGAUUCUUCUUCUCUAAUUAACUCAGGAUAACUGUGCUAGUUUACCCAACUGUCGCUCCAUGAUAACCAAAGUGGCAAGUACUGGCAAGGCAAAGUUGUUGAAGAUGUUUAAUGAAAUGGAGAUUGUUGUAGGAUUUGGGCAAGAAAUAAUAACCACUAGAAAUAGUGGCUGUUUAUGCCAGUGAUAAAAUAAUUAACUUUGUCAGAUGACAUGGUUGGGGCUAAACAGGUUUGAAUGUGUUCUGGGUUCUCUCAUUGGAGGUAUAGGUAUGAUGGGGGAUAAGCACUGAGAUGUGUCAUGCAUGAGACACACACAGAGAAAGGCAACUUCAGAAAGGGUCAGAGGAAGGCAGUGGCACAAUUCCUGGUCACAUUGCACUGAGUUUGUGUCCCAAUGGAAUGAACCACUGAAGUGUUUUAAGUGGGAUAGCUCAGUCAGUAGAGCAUGAGACUUACUCUUAGGGUUAUGGCUUCGAUGCCCAUGUUGGGCAAAAAGAUUCCUACAUUGCAGGGGGUUGGACUAGAUGACCCUUGUGGUCCCUUCCAAUUCUGUGAUUCUCCAGAGUGCUACAAUAGGGCAGUGGAAUCACUAUACAAAAGGAGUUGCUUUGCCCCAGCUGGUGCAGAAAGGAGUUUGUUCCAAGACAACUGUAAAAAUCAGAAAUGUCAUAAACGAUUGGCAGGGAGGUAUUAUCCUUUCAGACCUGUUAUACACAGUUUUAUGCCACAUUUUCUGAAUUUCUCUAAAAUGUGGAAUAGAACAUUAUUCCUUUAGAAACUCCUUCAUCAUAUUUUGUUAAAUUGUUUCAUGGCCAGGAGACUGUACAGUGGUACCUUGGGUUACAGACGCUUCAGGUUACAGACGCUUCAGGUUACAGACUCCGCUAACCCAGAAAUAGUACCUCGGGUUAAGAACUUUGCUUCAGGAUGAGAACAGAAAUGGCGCGGUGACGGUGCGGCGGCAGUGGGAGGCCCCAUUAGUUAAAGUGGUAUCCCAGGUUAAGAACAGCUUCAGGUUAAGAACGGACCUCCAGAACGAAUUAAGUUCUUAAUCUGAGGUACCGCUGUACAUGUAAUUUAUAUAUAGCAUGUAAAUUUUGAUCUAAAGUCUUACCGUAAGCAAGGUUAACUGUCAGGGACUUUCAGGGCUCUGAAGAGUGUGGGGCAGAGGCAGAGGACCCAGGGGAGUAUCUCAGGAGAUGAAACCAGCAAUUUAUGGGGUUUGACACUGCCUGCAAGGCAGGAGCCAGAGCGGGGGGAGGAGGAAGAGUCAGGGUAGUCCAAGACAGAGGAAGGCACGCAGGCUACGGCAGAAGAAGAAAAAGAGGCUGCUCAGAUGACAGAUGGGUCUCCUAAAACCCCUCUGCCUCCUAAAACAAAGAGAAACUUGAAGCAGCAAGAACAACUACAACUUCUGUGCAGGAGAAGUCUCAGACUGUUGGUGCAUCAGAGGAAGGUGUAUAACCAGGCCAGGCGGAGGGGGCCUCGCUUUUGCUGCAGGGGGCAGUCGCCUAGUGGCUAGAGCAGACAAAGGCGAACUCGGUCCUCCAGAUGUUUUGGCGCUACAACUCCCAUCAUCCCUAGCUAAUAAGACCAGUGGUCAGGGAUGAUGGGAGUCCCAAAACAUCUGGAGGGCUGAGUUUUCCUAUGCCUGGGCUAGAGGCAUGUGUGUGCGUGUGUAUCUGGAGCACUGCAGGAGUUGCUGUAAGUGCUUCUUCUGUACAUAAAGACUUUGACAAUCAGACACAUGCUUGCCUUAGCUGGGGUGGGCCAGGACACUGACAUAUUGCUACUUAAGCAAGAGCAUCUUAAGCCUUUGGAUCUUCAAUUUAACUUAAAUUUGUUUGUCUCUAUACUAGGAUAUUAUUUCAUGGUAGCUUUAAAAAAACUCAUGAUUUUUCUGCUAUAGACAUGGUGUACGUGGGAACAGUUUAGACUGAAAAAUCUGCGCGUCUCAAGAAUGACAUCAUAUAAGACAGUUGGUAAAGCAGUUAGCUGUCAAAACAGGUAGGGAUAGUAAACAAAUCUCUUUUUUGAGGAAAGGACAAAGGUUUAAUAAUGGGUAUGGUUAAAAUGUAGAAUAAAAGUUGAAUGGCUAUAUUUAUAAAGUUAAUAAUAUCUAGCUUUGCUCCCAUGUAAGAAAGAAUGGAUCAGAUAUGAAGUGAGGAGUUGUGGGAGACAAUUCUUUCUAAAUAUUUUCUUUCACUGCCUUGAGGAAAAUAUGGCCUAGUUUUUAAGCAUUCCAGGUUCAAAGUAGAAUUGCUGUUUGCCAAUAGAUAUAGAGUGGUUUGGUGAUGGGUGAUAUAGCAUGUUUUUCCCCUGGAUAUCCAAAUGAAUUGAUCCAGACUAAAUUUCUCUGAAACAACUGCUAGUUGGCUUGGGGCCAGGAAUCCUUCUCUUUUCUGCAGUGAAUAACUUGUUUUUACACAAUAAAAUACUUGUGAUAAAAGCUCAUCUGAAUAAAGCUUAUGAUUGUUGGGAAACCUCAUCUGGUAAGAUUUUUUGUCUUGAAAUUUUGAGUUUGAGUGAAGACUAAGAGUAAUCUCAUAUAAUUUCUGUGCUACCUUUUAUUCCUCAUUUAAUUCAGGGAACUCCAGAUUUGAAGAAAUAUCUGACAGUGAGUUCAGUUGUGUGUGGCAAUCUACACAACUGGACAUCUGUGUUGGGUAUUGAGGUCACUUUGUGAUGGAUACAACAUUUGGUGUUGGCAUCUGUCUGUCUCUGGAGACAAUAGAUGAGUAUGCCUUUGCAGGUGAAGUCAAACCGUUGGAAGAUUACAACGCCUGCUGUGGCUGUAGAGACCACAGAGAUACAGUGGUACCUCGGGUUAUGUACUUAAUUCAUUCCGGAGGUCCAUACUUAACCUGAAACUGUUCUUAACCUGAAGCACCACUUUAGCUAAUGGGGCCUCCUGCUGCUGCUGCGCCGCCGGAGCACGAUUUCUGUUCUCAUCCUAAAGCAAAGUUCUUAACCUGAAGCACUAUUUCUGUGUUAGCGGAGUCUGUAACCUGAAGCGUACGUAACCCGAGGUACUACUGUACAUGUUUAGUUGCAGCUGGGGCAGAUGCACCAUGGCAUUUCUUCUCUCUGUGCUCCUCCCAGCAGUCAUUCCUCCUCUGGCCACUGCUAUGGAUGCAUGACCUGACUGGCUGUCUCCAGGCACCACAAUUGUCUUCAAGAGAUUCCCACAUGGUGGGGUUGGCAUUGCCAGCCUUCAUGUCACGAUUGCAGGUAUCUUUGUAACACAGAGAGUUGGUCUGCCAGCGGGCUUAGUUCCUGAAGCCAGCUCCCUGUAAAGCACAUCCUUGGGGAUCCUGCCAGCUUUCAUUCUGUGGCCAUGACCAAGCCAGCAUAGAUGUCGCUGAGACAGGAGUGCAGACAUGCUAAGACUGUGGGCUUGGGAGAGCACACCUUUGUUUGAGACUCUGUCCUGCCAUGUGAUGCCCAAAAUCUUCCUGAGGCAGCACAUGUGGAAGGCAUUGAGGCGUCGCUUCUGGCGGUUGUAAGUUGCCGACAGAUAGUGUACUCAGCAUACAAGCCUGGUAAACCUUCUUCUUGGUACUAGAUGUUAGCAUCACAUUCUCCCAUACCCUUUUGGAGCAACAUUGAGAAAUACAUAUAUAGUUUGUUGCAGAUGAGAUGGGGGGGGGCAGGUUUCAUUUGAAGACUGAACUUUAACCAUAGAGUUGUAGCCCAUUCUCUCACAUAUUUUGUGUGACUACACAAGUUCACUUGAGAAUGGGAGAUACUGUGGCAUUUUUGUUAACACUUCUACAGUGAUGGAUGGCUUCGGGAUAUGUUAAGUUAAAAAUAUUAGUGUGUAAUGAGGUUUCUCAUUUUUAUUUGAACUCAUUUCCCCCCUCAUGAGAUUAGCUGCUAUUUUGCUGGAAAUAAAUUAAAAUGCUUUAAAAUGCAGUAAACAUACCUUCUGGAAGUAAGCAUUCCUUCUUUAAUUUGUCUUCUGACAUAACUGAGGUUUGGGAAGGUAUAUGCCAAUCCUGUAUUUAUAUGACAAAUUACAUAUAAUUUAAACUGCUAAUGGUUUCAGCUCUCUACUUACUUGAGUGUGCCAUUUAUCUAAACAUACAUGCAUUUCAUUAUCUGAGUGAUACUGAAUUAGGCUGUCAAGACAUACUGGACACUGAUAUCCUCAAAGGCAUAUGGAAGAGUUUCUGUGUUGCGGAAAAUAUUUAUCAUAAAAAACCAUGCUAUCAUAAAAAUAGCUUUCAUGGUGGCUUACAAAAUUUUAGAAAGAAACAAAAUACAAGAAAUGGGAAGGAACACCAUCAUAAAACAAAAUGUAAAAUCUUAGGAGGAUAAGAAGGUCUUUGCCUGGCACUGGGUAGAUAGUAUCAUGGGUGCCAGGCAAGCUUCUAGUUCCAAAAACGGAGUGUCAUAGCUAAAAAUCCAGCCCAAAUUGCCACAUGCCUCAGCUCAGAUAGCAGCAUACCCAGAGGAGAACUUUGGCAUCUGAUCUCAGUAAAUGAGCAGGUAAAGGUAGUGAUAGGCAUUCCUUUGAUUCCAGGUUGUGGCAGAAAUGGUCCUGAGUGCUCAAGGUGGAAGAGAAGAAGAAUGGAACUGCCUGAUCAAGAUACAUGCUUGUGUAAAGCCAAUUAUUUUCUGUGGCUCAUGGAAAGGAAGGACCAGGAGAAAUAGUGCUGUUGGUUGCAGAGGGUUUUGUUUAAAUCAAUUAAUACAGAAUCCAGUAGUCCAGUCAGAGCCUAUAAUUGCUGGCCUUCUCCCCUUGAUUUUUGUGCACUUCCAGUUUCCUCAUCUCUGUUGCACUGACGUAACUCUUCUCUGUUGUGCUAUAUUUCUGGGCAUCCAGCCUUUACUAUAUUCAGUGGUGAAGUUUCUGUGCGUGGAUCCCCAUAUUGGAUGCUAUAAUUGUAUUCUACAAAUGUAUUCAUAUUUCUCCCUUUGCUUUUAUAAAACUUCGAUGGGUGGGGAGUUCAAAUUCUGAAAAGCUUUAAAUAAGAGCUCAGAAUAAAUAAUUCAAAUGGAACAUUAAAUGAAAAAAUCAUUUCAUUUAGUUCAGAAUGUCCUUUUUCUUGUUGGAUCUUGAAUUUCCUUGGUACCACACGAGAGCAACUCUUUAUACAGCACACAAAAUAUACAGAUAGACAGCACUUUAAUACUUAUGCUUAGCAUAAUCAUAUUGAUUUCCUGAUUUCAUUCCUUGGGGUAUCAAUAUUGAUUAUACAUUUUGUUAAAUAAAAUAAACUAGUGCAUGCUGUUUGUUUUUAGCUGCAUCUAAGCAACUUACCUCUCCAUCAACAACUGAUGUAACUUUGUGUCUAAGAGUUUGAGAUGAAAUUUUGCUAGAUGACUUUAGCAAGUCUCUGUUAUCAGCUUUAUAUCAGCUUCCUAUCUGCAAUAUGUAGGAAUAUUAUUGUUGGAUUGUCUUACAGAAAUAUGAUGUAAAGAAUGCUCAGUCCUGAGCUACAUGCCGUGGGGGGUGUGUGGGAACUACCAAACUACAUCCCUCCUCUCUCAAUGUAAAGUAAAGGGUGUGUUUGUGUUUGUAGAAAUGUGACAGUGACAUCAUAUUAGUGUUUUACAGGUCUGCUUAAUUGGCUGCCACUUGUAGGGGCAGGGAAAACAUGAAUGUGAUGUCAUCUCAUACUUUUUCCAUCUGCACAUUAUGGGGGAGACAUGAAUCCGUUCUCUUUAAGACAUUUAUGUACAAGCACCAAACCAGGAGAUUCCUGAAAUCACCCCUCCCCUCCGAAAUCUGCAGUGAAACUGGGUUGUCUCUUGUUAUCUUCAUGCUUUCUGGUUGGAAGUAGCAGGUAAUGGUUGAAUUGUGAAGCCGGAUUAAAUCUUUUGUAAUUCAACAGAUAUUACUAGGGUAUUUGGGUAUCCUUUUCUCACUUUAAAUCUACUUCAUUAAGAGCAGAUAGAGCCUUCUGUGUGAGAUAUUUCUGAUAAUGAAAUGCAUAGAUUGCUGUAACAUGAGUGUGUAUAGCUGCAGAGCAGCAUUUUUUUGUCCAUUGGGAGAUAAGACUGCUUCCAUAGUAUUGCCCUCCUGCAAUGUCUUUUUAUUGUUUAUAUGUAGGAGGGGUGAAUGUAAUUUCAGAAUUUACAAUCUUUCCAGGCACAAUAACUACCUGAAGGUCAUUUCUGAUAAGGCUGGAAAAUUAAGAAAUCAUUUUAUAAAAUUGGCUUUUUUCAUGGUUUAUGAACAAAGCAGUAUUGAAGUGUUGGAAGUGAAACAAAAUGGUAUUGCACUGUGCAUUAGAAUAUGUUUGAACGAUUGCUACUAUUCUGUAGGUAUGAGGCAGGCUAUAUUGCUAUCAUCUGCAUAGGAAGUUGGUUAGGAAUAUUGGGAUUUAAAAAUAUGCCUAGAAAUAUGCUCAGUGAGAGAAUAGGAAAUAAAUUGCCUUGUUGUGUUAGUUUUGGUACAUGAUGUGUACACAACCACAACUACUUUGAAGUUGCAUACUGAUGAAUAUUGGAGUUGCAAACAACCUUAACUAGAAGAAAGCUGGGUUGUUGCUGUACCAGGCUGUCUUCUUAUCUGACUUUUUCUGCCUCAAGGAUGACUUGCUCUAUAAGGCAGAAGGAACUUGGGAAACUUGGCAUGUGGCCUGAGAUGGCAGUGGUCCUUCUCAGUUAACAGCCACCAGAGCACCAUGCUGUGUUUCCCAGAUAUUCAACACAGUGGGGAGUUUGGGUUUGCUACUUUCUCCCACUUCUUCUCUUGGCCUCUGAAGGCAGCCCUGUUUAGGGAAGUUUUAUUCUGUUUUUAAUGUUCUGUUGAAAGCCAAACAGCGUGGCUGGGGAAACCCAGCCAGUGUAGAAAUAAUAUAUUAUUAUUAUUAUUAUUAUUAUUUUAUUAUUAUUUUCUUUUCUUUUCUUUUCUUUUAUUGAUUGGCCAGGAACCACAGAAGGAUGCUCUGUUAACUGGAAUUAGUCUGUAAGGCAGACAUUGGUCAUGCUCGUCUGUGGCUUAGGUCCAAGCUAUCUGAAAGACCAUAUUCCCUCAUAUACACCAGCUUUGGUUUUGAGAUUCAGGAGAGGCCCUUCUCUCAGUCCUGCCAUUCUCACAAACAUGCUUUGUAGGGGCACGGGAGAGUUGUAUUGGCUGGGCAUAAUUAUAUGAAAAUCGAAUGUGUGAGAAUUUUCUGUAUGUAUCUUCAUAAACCUACAAUGAUAACUAUUGCUUUGGAAUUUAUUUUUUGUUAUGAAGAAAAGUCUCUCUGUUCCUUUGAUGUGCAGUGUAGAGAAGCAGUAGCUGACUGUAAAACAAGUUCACAUUGCUAAUGAAUCAAAUAACUUUCCUCCCUCCUUUCAAGUGUUAUCGUUCCGCAGCUUCUAUAAAACUGUGUUUUGACCCAGAUGCUAUGCUUUAUUGGGCUUUCUUUUUCUUAAAUUUAACUAGUCCUAGACUGAUGUCUCUCUAUGAAAGACUGGAAAGAGGAGGUGAACCAGGCUGCAGAGAAUUCUGGCUGGAGUAUAGGGUUGCUAUCCUACCUACAAACUUCCCUUGCUCAUGGAUUGCAGCUAAGGAUAUCUACUACUACACCCAUGGCAUUGGUGUUGGCUCAAAACUGCUAAUAAGAACUGGUUAGCAAAAACCGGGAAAACCACAUAUCAGCCACCCUCAGACAUAAAGUUGAAAAAAGUACACGGGGAAGACAAGUAGAGCAAAAGAGUGCUUGCUCUGGCAGCACAUGUACUGAAAGUGGAACGAUACAGAGAUUAGCACAAUUGUUGUUGUUUAGCCGUUUAGUCGUGUCCGACUCUUUGUGACCCCAUGGACCAGAGCACGCCAGGCAUUCCUGUCUUCCACUGCCUCCCGCAGUUUGGUCAAACUCAUGCUGGUAGCUUCGAGAACACUGUCCAACCAUCUCGUCCUCUGUCGUCGCCUUCUCCUUGUGCCCUCAAUCUUUCCCAACAUCGGGGUCUUUUCCAGGGAGUCUUCUCUUCUCAUGAGGUGGCCAAAGUAUUGGAGCCUCAACUUCACAAUCUGUCCUUCCAGUGAGCACUCAGGGCUGAUUUCCUUAAGAAUGGAUAGGUUUGAUCUUCUUGCAGUCCAUGGGACUCUCAAGAGUCUCCUCCAGCACCAUAAUUCAAAAGCAUCAAUUCUUUGGCAAUCAGCCUUCUUUAUGGUCCAGCUCUCACUUCCAUACAUCACUACUGGGAAAACCAGUUAGCACAUUAGCACAAUUAGAGCAGCAGAAACCCACCUAUGGAGGAGGGAGUCCGCAUGAUGUUGGACUCUUGAUUCCCAUCAACCCCAGCCAGAACAGCCAAUGGUCAGAGAUGAUGGCAGUUGCAAUCCAACAACAUCCAGAGGGCUACAAGUUCUCCGAGCAAUGCUGAUGCAGGAAGCUCAUCCACUUAGCACCCAGUUGUGUGGUAUCCAUUGUCUCUUGGAGGGCUUGCUGGGUGUGGAAGUCAAGGGUCCAGAGGGAAAAGAAAGAAGAAAAGACCUGGAAAAAUUGCCUCUUAAAGUCUCCUGAACAUGAACACCCCCCUUUUCUUAUUGUCAGUUGAGCUGCCUGCUGUAUCCACCACAGGAAAUAUGUAAUAGAAACUAGCACUAAGAUCUCUGCAGAUUAUUUGACUUAACGUUUUCUUCCCUCACAUGGGCCAGUGCAACAACGAUACCUGACAUGUAUCCCUGCUAGGAACACACCCUUUGAAAAUGUAUUGAUCUAAGAAGAUCGUAUUGAUCUAAGAAGAUCCUAAGGCAACUGAGCAAGAGAUGCCUGCGAUGGUGGGAGUGGUAGAGGCCUUUGACAAGCAGCUUCACUUGAUUGUUUCAUGGGAAGAAGCUUGUGUAAUCCAAGUGUGUGGCUGGAUCUUAAUUAACAAAGACUGCUGUGUCUCCCCAGGUUUUCAACUGGCAGAGAGCAGAAGGACUCCGGCUACUUCCUGGCUGCUUUUUAGCUUCUUGUUUGGACAAGAAGGAUGGGUCCUUAGGAUGGGUGGUGGGUGCACCACCAUUUCCCCCCCAUUUAGUAUCCAUCUCAUGAAAAUGUACCUUUCUGUAGAGGAAGACUAUGCACUUUCUACUGAUCUAAAGGGGAUAUGUCAGAGAGAUUUCGGAUGCAAGCUGAUGGUAGGCCAGACAGCCAUGAAAUCCCAGAGCCAGUACUACUAUGACCAGUGGGAAGAAAGGCAGGUUCAUUUGCCUGUAAAGUUGUGGGGAUUUUUGCUUCCUGCACAUCUUUCAUUAAAAAAAAAGUUCUUAGACCUUAUGGCUAUGAAGAAGUGUAGUGUGACCCAGGACCACCUACAAGUUUUAUACUUUUUUACAACCUAAUGUACUGUGUCCAUACCUUUUUUAGUUUUGGGAGUUUUAUUCCCCCCCCCCCCAUUGUAUUGGAUGUUGUGUUGUAAUAGUGUUUGCUUUCUUGGGAGGAUAAUAUCUAGAAAGGCAGCUUAUUAAUGCUUGAAAUAAAACAAAUGAAAAUAAAAACCCCAGAGCCAACAGGCUUUUGCUAUUUUGCAGUACAAAUCAGUGGUAUCCUUGGGAUUUGGUGGAUCUGAAAAUGUACCCAGCUGACCAAACUAGUCUGUCUAUCUUUAUGGACUUGCCACACUCUUUGACAGAUAUUAUUAUUAAUAUUGUUUGUUUGUUUGUGGCAGAGUUGUUUGCCUGUAUUAUCUAACUUAUUGGUAUCAUUUACUAGUUAGAAUAUUGCUGAUAACCUAUUUCUUGGUUUCCUCUGUAUGUCUGUCUGCCAGUGACUAAAAAUAGCCCUGGCUCCAAUUACUUGUAGACAGUUGUUGAAUCUAAGACUUUUUUCUUUUAUUAGGUCAUGUGCUAUUAAGUUGUUGUUAAUCUGGGGCCAUUUUUAGUUAGAUCAUAACAUGAACCCCAUGAUCGAUAUUUUUAAGGUUGCUUCUACCAAAUCAUUUCUACAUAUUUUCUACUAUAUAUUUAAAGUUUUGUAUUGUAGAGAUUGCAAUUUCGGGUGAACAGAUUAAUAAGAGCUUUGCUCCAGACUACUGGAUACUAUUGAUGGUAUAUUAAGUGCAACAGACUCAACUAAUUAAUGCAUAUGGGCAGUUACCUAUGGAGUGAACAUUUUAAAAAUCUGUGCUGUACCUAAGAGGUAGAGGAGUUAAUGCAAGUGAAUGUGUCCUUGAUUUGACAGUGAAGGAGCAAAGAGCCAACUUCACUAGUCUACUCUAAUUUAACUCUUUACAACUUACUGGUAAUAAGCAAAUACUCAUCAAAAACUACAGUAAAACCCCUUGCCCUUCAAAACAUACUUUUCUGUUGAAUAUGUGUUUUCAGAAUGGCUUCCCCAAGAUGAACUGUUGUUGCUCUGGCUUAUUGAGAGCCUGAGACAUAUUUCAGCUUCUUUUUGGUUUUGGUUUUUCUUGCAAGUUUCCAGUGUAAUCAGAGUUGGCCUAAUAAGUUUUUCUGCUUGGGGUGGGGCAGCAAAUGACAUUCCUCAACCGUUGUCGAGGUACAUAGUACCCAAAGUCAAGUUUAUUUGGCACCUGAGAGAGAAAACCACACAAGUGCUGUUUCUCCUCUGUGGUAGUAAAAUGAUCUAAUAAAUACAAUAGCCGGCAAUUUUCAUGACUCUUCCUGAUGGUAGUAGGACUGGCCCUAAUUAUCAUUCACAGGAAUGUAUCUAACAAAGUACUGUAGACAGCUGUAUUUUCUGGACAGAGAACCAUGCGCAAAUAUGCCUGUUCUAAAGACAUUGUCAUCUUGAUAAUCUGAGUUGUUGCUACAGCAGCAGUUAACUCUGUGAUAAAGCACUUGACUGCUAAAAUAACUUUUCCCAUCUUGUACCUACCUAUGCAGCAUUUUGGGUCAUUAGUGCUGUGUCAUCAGCAGUCAUUUUUACUUAUUUAUUUCAAAAUAUUUAUAUACCUCAAAGUGGUUUACAAAAAGAGCAAACAAUGAAAUUAUCAGUAAGAUAGAUAAGAUAAUUUAUUACGGUCAAAGACCAGCUCUGAAAUUAUCAGUCAAAAACACUUUAAAAAUCAGUAUUGAAAAUAUUUUUUUUAAAAAAUCUAUAAUCAACAGGAAGCUUAACAGAAUAAAACAUAUGAAAACUUGGAUAGGCUUCCCUAAACAUAAAUGUUUUUACCAGGCAUGAAAGACACUGUGGUCAUCUACCAAACCUGUACUAUGGCACAAAUGCUGGUGGAGAAACUUGCAUGUUUCAUUAAAGGCCUUUGGGGGGGGGCAUGGAAUCCGAAGUACUUACUUUGACACAAUCCUACAUGUAUGUAGGAUUAUAGUAGUGAUACAGCUGAUCACCAUACUUACAUUCUGCUACUUUACAUACAAAGCCCUAAGUAGCUACGGACCAGGUUACUUGACAAACUGUGUAAGGCCACUGUAGUCAGCUAAUGGAGCCCAAGUCAGUUUUGCCAUUGUCUGAUGGUUAUCUUCAUGGAGUCAGGCUUUUUCACUGGUGGCACCAGUGUUAUGGAAUGCCCUCCUUGCUGAAAUACAAGAUGCCCCAUCAAUGCUGGCCUUCCAGUGGCUCCUGAAGACACACUCGUUUAGACAAGCAUUCCCCCCAACCACACUUUGGGUUUUAUUUUUUGUUUUGUAAACUUUGGUUAAUUCAGUUGUUUGGUUAAUUCAGUGGAAUUGACUGAAAACAAAUAAGCAUCUGAUUUCCUUAAUAAAUAUCUUAUUACAGAAGCAAAUCGUUUUACCUUCCCCUGUAACUUGUGGCGGACUAUCUUGCUUGAUAUAGCCGUUUGGAAAUACAGUGGUACCUCGGGUUAAGUUCUUAAUUCGUUCUGGAGGUCCGUUCUUAACCUGAAGCACCACUUUAGCUAAUGGGGCCUCCAGCUGCCGCUGCACCACCAAAGCACGAUUUCUGUUCUCAUCCUGAAGCAAAGUUCUUAACCUGAAGCACUAUUUCUGGGUUAGUGGCGUCUGUAACCUGAAGCGUAUGUAACCUGAAGCAUAUGCAACCCGAGGUACCACUGUAGUUACUCAUACAAGCACCUUUCUGUACUGCACCUGCUUUUUUGUGGUUUUGUGAUACAUUAUAGCCUGGAUUGAAUAGGCUGGCCUAUCAUGGGCUGGUUGAUUGCACGGUACUUGCAAACAGAGGGUUGGGGUAAAUAUUGGUCCUUUCCACUAUUAUGCCAAAGCUGUAUUAUAGAAUCAAUUAUGUUUCAUACUGACAGUGUUAAGUUAUACUAGCAGCUAUUUUCACAUUUGUUUGGGAGAAGGAUACUCUGUCCUACUGGUAAGAAAUAUCCCCCACUGUUUCUAAUUAAGUGAAAUGUAAGCUAUGGAUCUUUCAGGAUAGGAUUUCUAUGAUCAAAUGUGAAGACUGCCUAUUUAGUACUAGCAUUUUCUUGAUCAUGCCUAAUUGUUUUUAGUGUGGUCAUAGUUUACUUACAUACCACACGUCCCCCGAUUUGUUCUCAAAAGUGAUUUACAAAAAAAAGCUAACAAUAAUACAGUAUCCAUAAUACAUAAUUAAAAUUAUAAUAUCACUACAACACUAAAAGUUUAAUAAUUAACAAUUUGUUUAAAAUAUAUCAAAUAAAAUUAAGUAUGCACAAAGCUUCCAAAAGGCUCGUUUAUAGCUGCAAAUACUCCUAGAACUAAUUGCAGUAAGUAGUAACUAGUAAUCCCCCCUCCCUUUUGCAUAUAGACUGAAAAGACACAGUUCCUCUGUCAGCAGCUUCCUUAUGAAGACUCCUGGAGCAGGAGGAAGCAACUAUCCUCUGAUGGCAAACAUCAUCACCCUCUCCCCGCUGCAUGAAGUACAUAUUUAUACAUUGAUAUGGGAUGCAUUGCCAUCCUCUCCUUUGUCUAGGAGAGAGAAUAACAACGGGUUUUGUUUUUAAGAGUGAAUUGCGCCAUUAACUUUAUGACAUUCAAGUCUCCUGUUCCUUUUUAGAAAGAUUUAUGCUUAUCAGGUAAGCUUGAGUUGUCAUAUUUUUUCCUUGUGCCAUUGUUUUGAAUUGAAAUUCUACCCUUCAGGUUGAAUAGAGUCUUUGUUUUAUGGUGCAUAAAAUUAUAGGAAGGGUCAGUAAAUAACUAGAUCCCUGCUCUUAGACUGACCACCUGCAGUUGUAGGUCUAACCCAGGCCUUUCCUUGUGGCAGCCUGUCACUUUAAGAUCACCCAGUCUCUAUCUAGACCUCCAUCAUCUGCAAGUGGGCAAGUCAUGACUCCCUUCAGCCUCUGUUUAAUACACAAACUGCAGAAUGGGUUAAGUUGUGACAGAGAGAUGACAAAUCCACAUAGCCCAUCUUCCACUUUCCAAAAGGUGUCAAGCCCUGUCCCUAACUAAGCAUCACUCAUAAAUCGAGGCCCACAUGGGUCAAUGGUUGAAAACUGACUGUUGCCUAUUAUUCAGUUUCCCUCUUCUUCCAGCUGACUGUCGAUGCUUAUCCACUACACAUGAGAUGACUCAAAGCCUGUUUGUAAGUAGCUGCUAUAAGAUAGACUUGAACUAAACCCUUUACUUUCUUGAACACUUUACCGAAACACAUUCUGCCUCUUCCAUUUGUCCUCUUGCUUUUUAUUCUUAAUAAACUUCAUAAAACUGGCUGUUUGGGACUUGUUUGCAUUUCUGCCAGACUGAAAGAGAUUUUCCCUUUACAGUGGUACCUCUAGUUGUGGACUUAAGCUGUUUGCACCCCGAAAAGUCCGCAACUAGAGCGCCCCUUCUGCGCAUGUGCGUGGCAUGAUCAAGUGCUUCUGCAUGUGCCUGAAGCCCACAGAUAGCUUCUGCGCUGGCGUCGAACCUGGAAGUAAACACUUCCGGGUUUGCCAUGUUCAUAAGUUGAAAGUCCGUAACAAGAGCGGAACGCGAUAUGAGGUAUGACUACAUGCAUAGACCAUUUAGUCCAUUCUACUUGCAGUAUAAGUGGGGUUUGAUCGAUAAAAGCAAGCUAUCAUUGGCUACUGCGAAGUCCAAAUAAGCUGAAUGCUCCCUCUGUUAACCCUCAUAAGUAUUUGCCUUGUACCUCAUGGUCUCACUUCCAUUUGGUGUAGAGGGAAUAUGGUGGCAGUCUAUCUGAGGUUCCCUUGCAUGGUUGAACUACCUAGACUGGCAGUUGUGGAAGGAACAAAGUAAAAGGUCCCCCUUCCAUUACAGUAGGUAGUGUAAUUUCAGCUGCUUUUUUAUCCUUUCAUUGUGAAGAACAAGUAUACAUGGUCUGUUUUGACUUGCAUCUUAAAAAAACAACGUUAUAUGGAAACAACAUGUUGUACAAGUUGCACUCUUGAUAUUUUUUUACAAGGAUGGAAAUCUGUUAUAUUGUGACAAAACUGAAGUGCAUCAGAUUAAAACCAGGGUCAAAGUUAGGAUGUGAACUCAAGUGCAAGAUUUUAGUAUUGCGAUAUAAAUCUUAAUUGUGCAGCAAGGUUAUCUUGUCAUAGCACAAGUUCAAAUGCACAUGUGCUUUUCUGGUUUCUCCUAUUUUAAUUGCAUCAUAAAACAUGCAACAUGAUCCACAUAAAGCUAAAAUGUUCUGAAGUAGUUGCAGUUAUUGUAGAAGUGUUCAUCAAUUAUUUAAGUCCAUUAAAAUCCAGAAGAAGAUAUUGUCCUGUGUUCUGAUGGGAAAGCCUAUUGUAUAUGUUUCUAUAUAGUAAUCGCCAUGCCGCUCCAUUGUAUCAUUUUCCAAUGGCUUGUGGGAGAGGACAAUGAGAUGAGGGCAUCACAGUCUGAUUCAUUGGGUUGCAGGUGCACCAGCCCCCUCUUCUUCCCUGGUUUUGUGUUAUGAGAUAGGGUUCCAAGGACUAGUUAACUUUCCAUGCUAUCAGCAGAGUCAUAUGAAAGAAUCAUGACAAUUGCAUUCCAAGUUUAUUUCCUUCCUCCAAAGUAGAGGACCAAAAGUGACAAGACAGCAGUAUUCAUGGCUGCUGUUGCUGCUGAGUAUGAAAGAGCCAGAAGUUGCACGCCAGGCAGGGCAGAGCCACCAUGCCAGCUUUCCUGAUGGUGCAUCAAUGUUGAUUACUAGGAGGGAGGGGUGGCGUUGUGAGGAGGCUGACAGUAAGCUAGCAUACUGGGUUUGCCCUACUCAGCAAGGUGUUUCCGUCACCAGUAUGUUCAUGGUACCAGGAGAAGCAAGCGAGUCACUGUGGUGUGGGUUCUCCGAUACCCAAGCGAACAUGUUUGAAUGAGAUGACCGCUUGAGGAAAACUGUACUGGCAUCAUGGUUACUUCUCCAUGCGAUUAUUUCCUUCAAAUAUAGCUGAGCAGGGUGGGAGCAGCUGUAAAAUAGCAGUUGACAUAAAACUUCUGGUAGCCUACGGGUCAGGCCUGGGUUGAGUGCUGGUGGCAUGUUUCCAGUUCAGCCGACUUCAUCCCUCUCUGUGCAAGGGAAGCCAAUUCAACCAGAGCCUAAUGAGUAUCCUGACAAUUGUCUAGGACCAUCUACUUAUGCCACUGUGCUGUAAACAAUGCCUUGAUUCUGUAUUACAUUGAGUCAGCAAAUCCUCCAGAGUUUUGGAAUCCUGCUGGCUUUGGUUCUGUCAGGGUCUGUGCAGGAGCUAGCCAACUGGGUCUACCAUAUACAACAAUAAUAUAAUUAGAUCAUUAGCUUUUUACAACAGUGGUGUUUAUGUAACAACCUACAUUUAAUUGCAUUUUUCCAGGUUCAUACAGAGCAUUAAAGGCCAAACAUGUCCUGCUGGUAUAUAUAUUGGUCCUCACAUUAGCUGAGAAUUCCUCAGUUGUCAUAGUUGCUUGUAACAACCUUAAUUUGGUCAAUUGUUCCUAGGCUAGAGCAAUUUUUAAAAUAUAUAUUUCUUGCCUGCCCUCCAUCACAUUAUAAAAUAAAUAAAAGAAUCACAACCACACAUAUUUCCAGUUCCAAAGCAUUUGCACCAGAGUUUAGUAGCUAAGGUGAUUGGGCUCCUGGAAUUUUUCCAACGUUUAGAAUUGAUGUGCUAACAAAUUUCAUUAAAAAUGUAUAUAUAAUCUUAUCUGGUAUUAAAAACCAGUGUGGUAGUAGUUUCAAAUGUUUAGCUUUGGUGGGGAAGGCGCUAUUGUGUGGGGGUGAGCACCAUCUUUGGCAAGUUCAGUACAGUAAUAGUAACUUUUGCCAUUUUUAGGGACAUAUGCCGCAUGCUUUGAAUGCAGUGCCAUUGUGGCACUAGAAAAUACCUGCAGGAGGUGAUUAGAGGCCACAUGAGAGAACAUUCAAGUGGUAUAAUUCCUGUACUAAGUUGGGGGAAUCUCAUGUAAAUGGUUUUUCUCCCUCUGCGUGCAGUAAUUACCUUAGUCUGGUUUUACUCCAUCUGUCCUGAUUUGCUGUUUAUAAAUGGGCUUCUUUCCAAUAUUUCUGUUGCUGUAGCUUUUUUUCUUUUUUGCUUAAUAUUUGUUUGCUUAGUGGUGUAGUAUUUGCUUUUGUAUCUGUUUUACAUAUGAGACUAUGCAAUCUCCCUUAAAAAUAAAGCAAACCGCCACCCCCAUCUCAUUAUAUCCUUAGUAGUCAAUUCCUGCGAAUUUGAUCCUUUGGUGGGGGGGCGGGGCAACCUGUGAAUAUCAAGGGAAAAUCAGAUCGUCAUGAUAUUAACUGAGAAAUCAGGUUUCAGGGUAUGUAGCCAAGUAAAUGUGUUGUGCUCUGGGAAAUAGCUGAGGAGGACAUAACAGGCCCAAUACACUGGGGUCACAGCACCUUUGUCUAGCUAGGAAGCUUUGUUCUUUCAGCUGUGUCCUUUGUUUCAGCCUCAUUUCUUUUCAUACGUGAACAGCUUUCAUUGACAUAUACAAAAUAAAUGGACUCCAGUAGACAAGUCUGGAGGGAAGAAUCUACUUCCUGCUGAAGAAACCACAGUUGCAACCACAGUUGUCAGUGGCAAGUUUUAAGCUGCAUGCAAAUGGUGUUCCCAUGUGUGGCACUUUCUUGCAUAUACAUGAUUUGAUGAUACUCAGCCCUUUGGGAAUAAUGAAACAUUGCAGUUUGGGGUACCAUAGUAUAUAGUGGUGAGGAAGAACCCUGUCCUACCCUAUUUGCUGCUAGCUGGCUCAGGUUCCACUGACAAGGGCUUUGCAGUGGUGCACAGAGGUACCCUGUUGACCUGCUUACAGGUGUGUGUGAUGUGGCAAUGGUGUCCAAACUUUUUUCAAAGAGGGCCAGAUUUGAUGAAGUGAAGGGCCAUGAGGGCCAACCAAAGUUAACCUUUUUUAAGGAUUGAAGUUGUUGAGUUUUUUUUUAGGAUUUUACCCCAGGAAGUAAACUGCCACGGGGGCUGGAUUAAACCGACUGGCGGGCAAGAUUAGGCCCCUGAAACAGAUUUUGGACACGCUUGCUUUACGGCUGUCAUAAUGAUUGGUAUUUAGCAAGUUACACAGUACAGUGGUACCUCGGGUUAAGUACUUAAUUCGUUCUGGAGGUCUGUACUUAACCUGAAACUGUUCUUAACCUGAAGCACCACUUUAGCUAAUGGGGCCUCCUGCUGCUGCCGCGUUGCCGGAGCCCGAUUUCUGUUAUUAUCCUGAAGCAAAGUUCUUAACCUGAAGCACUAUUUCUGGGUUAGCGGAGUCUGUAACCUGAAGCGUAUGUAACCCGAGGUACCACUGUAAUGUCUUGCCUUAGUCCUAGCUCCCUAAAGUUAUCCAGAACCUCCCAACGGUUCCCAACACUGGUUUUGGUGGAUUGCUUCUGUGUAAAUGAAACUUGCAUCUUUUUUAGAAUAUAUUCACAAAUUAUUUGGAGGCUUUUGUAGAUACAGUACCUUUAAGUAAACAUGAGUUUAUCAUCUAUAACCGCUAGAACAGACGUGACUGGUAUUCAGCGUGAAGGCUUUCACGUUGUGAUCUUUCUGGCUUUUAGCAGUGGAGGUUUUCAGGUGGGCUCUUUGGUGCAGCACCUCUAAACUAAGUGACCAUAUCCAACUUUGAAAAGUUGUUUUUGAGUAGGUAUAUUAUCUGAAGUUUUCAGUGAGGCGAAAGCUCACUUCUCCAUGGGAAAGACCAUGCUUUUGAUACUUAAUAUCACCAAGAUAUCAGAAUGACAGUGUUACUGUAUUUUACUGACAGUUACUUAAAGCCUGUCUUCACAUAGAAUAUUUGAAUUACAUAUCAGUACGUUUAUUUUGCCUUUUGAGUAACUUUAAGGGUAUGAAUAAGGAGACUUCCAGUUUGUGCUGUACUAGCGUUGAGCAGCCUGCCAAAGAGAUCCUCAUUUUAUUCUCCUGUCCUCCUACACAAUAAAACAAGCUUAAGUUUUUCCAAAUUAGGAAAUUUCAUGACUCACACACUUUCACUGUAUAAGCAGCAAUCGCUGUUUCCAGUUCCCACAUCCUUGCAGACAAAUAAGGGACAAAAUAGUUCUCCCCUUUAUUUAAAGAGGAAGACAAUCCUUUUGGGUGGUGGGUUGUGGUGUUGUUUUUGGAAUUAAAACAGACUCUCUCUCUCUCUCUCUCUCUCUCUCUCUCUCUCUCUCUCUCUCUCUCUCUCACACACACACACACACACACACACGGUGUUUUAAACCAAAUUUAAUUCUCUUCUAGUGGCAUUCCAAAUCAUGAUCCCAGUCUGACACCUUUAAUUUAGCAGGAGUUAUUCAGGUCUUCAAAAUUUUUUUGAAAAAUCAAGCUCUUUCCAUUGCAUCAUACCAAAUGUAUAUUUUGACUGAGUGCCUUUUAUCUGAUGAACUUCCUGAAUUCCCUUCUUGCUUGGGUGAAACUUGUCAGACAUCACUUUAUUAGGUCGUUUAUUCUGUGCUAUAAAUGUGCUAUUCUGUGCUGUCUGAUGACUUAGGUUGAAUAUGAAAUUACCUCAGCUGCAGUUGCCUUAGAGUACAAUCCUAUACAUGUCUACUCAAAAGUAAGUCUACUUAUUUCAGUGGGCUUACUACCAGGAAACUUGAAAUUGGAUUGUAGUCAUAGUGUCUGUGUUUUCACAUACCAGAUGCAAAGGAUAGAAAUCUAUUUUGUAAUUGAACUUUUAAUUUUUUUAAAAAAUAUUUAUUGAGAAUUUUAAGAUUACAAAGAAACAAAGAAAAAAAGAAGGAAAAAACAAGUAGCAUUUAAACAAUACGAAUCAAUUAAAAAAAACAAGGUCAAAAAGAGGAAAAAAAAAACACAAUACAUCAAAAUCAAAAAGCAAAAAUAGACAAAAAAUUUAAAAACAAAUCCAAUAUUCCCAAAUCAUUAAUUGUCAUUACCUUGUUUCAUCGACCUCCUCACACCUCCCUUUUUUGUAUUCUAGUUGUUAAUUAUCUCAGCAAAUCCUUUCCAUCUUUCAUAAUAUUCUGUCAUUAAAUUACCUUAAUCUAUUUUAACCUUACCAUAAAAGGCCCUAAAACUUAAAACUUAAAUCUUAUUUAUACCAAAUUCUAUUAACCAUGACAUAUUCUUACAUAAUUCUUAUUAACAUUUCUGCUAAAGCCAAAUAAUUUCAUUCCAACAUUUUUCUAAUACUCUUUACUUUUACAAGAUUUUCCUAAAUAGUUUGUUUAAAACUUUCUUCCAAUCUUCAUCCAACGUCUCUUUCUCCUGGUCUCGGGUUUUGUCAGUCCUUUCUAUCCCAUCCAUCUAGUCCAUCAACCUGGUAACCUUAUAUCCGAGGCCCUUGGAUCUCUUCCAUGUCCCAUCUGCAGAUCUUCUUCAUAUUUAUACCUGUGCUUUACUUUGUCUUCUGCUCCUUUCACUCGGGGAGACUCCAGCUUGACAAUGUUUUUGUCCCUUCUCGACAGAUCAGCCCCUUUUCCAAAGUCAACACUGAACUCCAUAUGGUAUUUAAAAGCAUGUUUCAAAGCCCCUCCAAAGUUAAGGGCCCGCACAACUCCGAACGCCUCCCGGCCCAAAGCCAGACUUGAAAGGUCAAAACAUCCCUGCAUAGGGGGGUCUAUCCAGCCCCCCAUCUCCAAGCCAAACAGAACUCUGUCUCUCCAAAUCUGGCUUUCUCCAGGUUCAUUCGUCAAGUCCAACAACUCAUGUUCCUGCUGGGCCACAGUUCCCUCCAUCUCUGCCUCACUAGGUCCAGCAACAACCUCCUACCUCACCUGAUCUGUCAAGGCACACUCCUGAGUUAUUUCCUGAGUGGGUUCUAAAUAAGUACCCACUGCCUGUCCAAACUUUCCGAUCCCAACAGUCAUCAAAUCCAUCUUCUCAUGUAACUGUUCCAAUAAAGCACUUGUCUUACAAAAGGCCAACACCAGAGCCUCCAAGUACAUUCUUGCUGAAGGUCAGAGUCUGUUCCCACAAUCUUAAUCUAUUGCAGCUGCAAAACUCCCCAGUUCGAAUUUAAUAACCGUUUCACAAGCUCCCUCUAGGGGAAAAAGCUUCUAUUUGUAUCCAUCUCUCUCUCUCUCUUUUUUUUAAAGCAAAUCUAACAACAAAGUUUCCUUUUUCAGAUAUUUUGUCAAUAUUUUGUUCCUUUUAGAUGCGAAGGGGAACAAUGGAAUCAAUAUGUUUCUCUUUUAACUAGCUGUCAAAAACGUUUGUCUAUAGUCAAUGAACUUCCCGAAGAUGUCUGUCCUGACACCCCGCUCCCAGGUUCAGGACGGUGGAGAAUUGUUUUUCUUUACUUGUCUUCUGCAAGUUUAAUCAGUCCAGAAAAAGUUCCCCCCUCUUCUCCUGCUUCCAAGGGGGGUUCAGUAAUUUUAAAUGAUGAAAAUUGAUCCUUUACAAACGAUUUUCUAAGCUCUAGCUUGCCGUGUCUUUGCUUCAAUCUAUUUACAAAAAGUGGAAGGCAGACUUCCUGUUUAUACCUUUCCGCUUCAGUGCCAAAUUAAAGGAAAUUUCUUAUUCCAAUUUUCCGUUCUACUCACGGACAGUUAUUUAGGCUCCAAUUGUCCACAGGAAAAAGUCAGCGCUCUCCGGCAACAGCAAUGCGGCUUCACUCCGUGAAAGAAGCGGUCGAUUCAAGGCACCGCGCCACUCACCCCACGUCACUCCGGAACCUGAAAUCGGGUUUCCCCGCGAGUGGGGGGGCGCAAAGGUACCGGCCGAAUCCCACGUCCACAGGCUUCUCCCGCCUGUGGUUUUUGAUGGGUCUCCGCCUCGCCGUGGCGGUUCAGACCCUGUUUCCACGGAGCGGAUUCCUCCCGAUCGGAGGAAAUCCGCCAUUGCCAGAGGCGCCAACCCGGAAGUUGUAAUUGAACUUUUAAGUGGCAAAAUUGACUUGUUUAAGUUAACAUUAGCUUUGUGAAUGAAAGUGUAACACAAGAAUGGGAUGCCACUGAGAGAGCUGCUAUUUUGCAGGUGGUGAUUUUGACCAUAACAGACAACAGUCAACUGUGUUUCUCCAUGUGUCCCAACCCCCUGAAACAGUUUGGGGUGUGAUUAAAAGGGCCACAGUAUGGGAGCAAGGAAGGGAGAAUCUCAUUGCAUGAUCAAAAUCUAUUCCACACAUAGAUGGGCACAGUUGAAAUGAUUGUUGCCCAUUAUGGUUGAAAUCCUCACCUGCAAAAUCUACUUGUCUGACAUUAGAUAUAAUACAGUAUUUAUAUUAAUCUUAUACUUGUAACUGAUAAGAAUAGCCAGAAAAACAGGACUUCGAAGACAUGGAGUGUACUAUGUUUUGAGUAUUAACCGUCAAAAUAUCUUUUACAUUGUGAUCAAAGUAUCUUCAUCUUUUAGUAAAUGAUAAAUGAAGAUUGUCUGACUUACUGGGCAGUACACACAUAGUGGUAGGUAUUCUGUUGUGUCCAUCUACAAAUGGAGCAAACUUCUGCUUGUGCACGCAAUAGGACUCCCAUUCCUCCUCUUUACAGUCCUCCCUGAGGACUGCAGGAGGAGCAGAGAAAGAAGAAGUAACAUUGUGCAAUCAGAAGUCCACUUUCAAGAUGGUGGAUAUCACACCAGGAGUAGAUUGUGGUAAUGUCCUCUUUCACCAACCUCCCCCCUCCUGAGUGUGCAUUCCCCCCAUAGAUCUUAACCACUGUUUAAGCACUGCAACAGUACAGUCGUCCCUUGGUUUUCGAGCAGCUUUCUUCUCAAACAUAUUGGCUCCUGAAUGCCGCAAACCUGGAAGUGACUGUUCUGGUUUGUGAACUAUUUUUGGAAGCCAAACGUCCGAUGGUGCUUCUGCAACUUCCAGUUGGCUGCAGGAGCUUCCUGCAGCCAAUCAGAAGCCAUGCUUUGGUGCCCAAACAUUUUGGAAGUUGAACGGAAUCCAUUCCAAAAGGUACGACUGUAAUGAAAUUAUAUGUGGUUAAAGUUAACCUUGUAACCAGGCUUUGUUUAGUCUGAUUUUAAAUCAUGGGUAGCAGAGGACCCGGUGCUGAGUUUCCUCAAUCUCAUUUUUUUAGCCCAGGGCAAUCUAAAUAGGAUUCCCCAUGUACCAUUGUAUGAUGCCUAUAUAUCUUUGGUCAGUGUUAUUCUGUCUGUCUGAGAAGUCAAAAACAAAAAAGCAUGGUCUUUUUAAUUAUUGUGUUUUACAUAAAGCAGAAGGCUUUCACUUUGACAAGUUUUAUUUAUAUUCUUCCAGGAAACUGUUACUUGAAUAAUCUCUGGCUUUGUACUCAGCAAGCAAAAAGCAUGGUUCUACAUGACUGCUUUUGCAUAUGUACUCUCUCCAAAACAAAUCUAAUCUUGAAUGUCUUGCAAAUGAGGACAUGGGGUUCACUAGGACAAAUCUGGCAGCAGAAUCAAAACUCUGGUAUUUCUUUCAUUUUACUGAGAUCUUAGCUGCCAAAACAUUAGUAUAGCAGCUGUACUAAUGAAUAGCAUUAGUAAUUGGGGUGGGGGGGAGUGUUUGGUUUUGAUAUGGAAUGCUAGAACACAUAACUUAGAUCAGUGGUCUUCAACUUAGUAAAAAUCCAGGGCUCACCUUUAACCUAAACAUUUCUUUUUUUUCCAUUUCUUUUUUUUUUAACCAUAUAUUUAUGUGGUGGUAGGAUAAUUCCAUAGUGACCAACAUAACAUUUACAAUCUUUUUUACAUAAUAUUUUUCUUUUAGCAAAUAUUAUUUGAUUUCCAUUUACCCUUUUUUUUUGUUUUUUUGUUAACUGGGUUGAUCUUCCCUGCAAAAAUAUUCAAGAAGUAUGCCACUGAGAGUUUAAACAACUUUCUUUUUAUUGUUUUAACAGACAUGACAAACACUAAAGUUUUGCAACCUCAAUUAUUUAUCUGAAACUUAGACAAUUCUAUCCUCUGAAACCAUGAAUAUUUUUUCUGUCUGCAGCAAUAUACAUAUACAGCUAAUGUUUCAUAGAUGAGUGUCAAAAUUACGUAAACGGUGGGUAAGCUGGGUUUUCUGGCAAAUUAAUUGUGACCAAUGUAACGUGAAAAUUCAUUAAUAGGCACUUACAAAUAACUACCUCCAAAGCAAAACCCUGUGCAUAUUGCACUUUACUCUGUAUUCACAAAUUACAGAUCAGCACCAAGUCCAUAUGUGAAGUUGUAAUGCCAACAGGAAUUUACACUUGGCUAUAGCAACACUCCAAUUAUUCUCCCCCCAAAAGGUUGAGAAAUUGGCUAACAAUUUCUCAACCUUUGCAGUAACUGAGUUGCCAGCUGUUUCAGUUUCCAUACUUUCUGGCAGGAUUACCCUUAGGGACAUCAUUCUGUCAAACAAAAAGACAGAAUGAAAUAUAUAUUCAUACAUUUUGAAAUAUAUGAGAAAUUCAUUUACACUUUAUGUUCAAGACUCUUCAAUCUUUUACAGGGUUGUAUUGUUAUCCCGAGGCAGAUUUAGGACCAAUGUGCAGAAUUAGGGCACUGUGCUGCUGAGGGUCCCCCAAUUUGGUAGUGUACAUUGUUACCUGAGAGGAUACCUUUGAAACAUGACUACCAAUAAUGAAUUGUUAUUGUUGAAUUCUAGUGUUUCAGUUAGUUGCAUUGUUUCCAGUCUUCAUUUCUCCUACUCUCCAAUUAAAAUCAGUGAAGUCUGGUCCCUUAGGGCAAUCUGGACUUAAAUCCUACCAAGUGAAAUGUCAAACAAUUAAAAAUCUCAAAGCCAUACUCUUCCCUUGUCCUACAAUCCUUCCAAAAUCCAUUUUAAUUUAGACAGACUCUGGGAGACAUUUCUUUCAACUGGCCAAUCAGUUUUCUGCAGCACUCAGCCAAUUUCAAUCCAGAAGUAUUUCUGUCAACAUGAGGUCCUACCCGUCUCCUGGUAGAAAAACAGUGUGAUAGUAAAUCUGUAUAUUAAUGGAGCUGCUGACUCUUAGCCCUGGUUGUACAGGUUUCACCUCCUUACUGUUGUCACAUUGUCAGUCCAGCCACAUUAGCAGGUAUACUUUUCCGUUAGACCCAGGAGCCGAUACAUCUGUUCUGAGUAAAUUCAGAGCUGUUUGCUUAGAAGCCACACCUACACAGAAGUAAAGCUCAGACCCCAGCUCCUUUGAUUAGCCUUGCAUCUUUCCCUGUUUGCGUGAAUGAGCACCACUAGAUAUUAAAAUGACUGUAUAAAAGGUCUUUUGACCUUUUCUCUCCCCUUCUCCAGUGUCUCUGCUAAAAGAAAUGGAUAAGUUUAAUGUGAACGAUCAAUACACAAACUAUAUAUUGUACUCCGUAGGAUUAGUUGUCGCUAUCGAGCCCUUUCUACCUGACGAAAGCUUCAUAGAUUGCCUCUUCCAACAGGAGAUCGAUAAUAUAUAUUUGUCCAUGUGACAAGGUGCAACAUGUUACAUUUGGUUGUAUGGUAAGCUCAAAUGCAUAGAAUGUGUGCGCUUGCCCUGUCAAAGGUGUGAAGGAAGUACCAUGCAAAUAGUUGAUUUGCAUAAGCACAGAGCAAAUACCAUAUGGAAUGCUGCCAUGGGAAGCAUUAACAAGUAGCCUCAAUAAGUGGACUAUGGCAUACAAAGGCAGCAUAAGAAAAGACAGACAAUUGAAUAAGUCUAGCAGGGAGCAUGCUUUCUUGUGCAAAUAGAGGUUUCUGUGCUGUUUCAGAAAUUUAUUUUAGGUAGUGAAUUAGCCAGAUAUAUUUCUGCAUUAAACUUUCUAUACCACCUUUCCAAAACAAUUCUCCCAAGGCAAUUCAGAAACUAAUAAAAGCAAUUUAAAAAAUAAAAUAAAGAAAAAACCCCUGAGAGGAGCAGUGUGUACAUAGAGGCAAAGAUGCAACAGAAAGCCUGCACAGCCAAUAGUUUGGAGCUAAGAAGCAGGAUGCUGUAAAGGUUAAGGCAGAAGAAGCAAAAAAACCUAAAAGUCUAGUGAAGUAAAGCUUGGACUUGGUCCAGAAGAUCUCAAAGCCCAGGGAGUGUCAAGGGAGCAGGGUCUUCGCAAGCUGGGUAUGCUAGGUUCACGCCAUUUGAAAGAUUUAAAGGAUGGAACGAGCCUGUUGAAUUGAACCUAGAAACAAACUGGCAGCCUAAAGAACAUGUAACACUGGCCAUACCAUUUUGCACAGCUGUUGCUUCCAGACAGUCUUGAAGGACAACACCCAGACAAGAAAUGACUGUGAUUGAUCUGCAUGCUUUCUAAGGAAUUAUUAAACAUUGCCAAGGUCUUAGAUUUCCAGAUGCAGCUGGCCUAUUAGAUGCAGCUGAUAAACAUUGCACCUGACCUCAUCUGCACUUAAGCUUCCAGGUCAAUCAUUCAAUUAUCCCGGGGAGAAAGACAAUGAGCCUGAGCUUGUUCCUAAUCUCACAUUUGGGUUCUACCCUAGGGGCAAAGUAGUGGUUGAGCAGGUCUUCCAGAUACCCAUCUUAACCAAUUUCUUGUUUCUACAGCUUUUUGGAGGGGUUAACUUAUAAUGCUCAAAACUAUGCAGUACUUGCUAAAAAGGAAAUGCUGGAGCAUUGUAGUAUACCUUUUUAGUUACUGAUGUGAAGAUAGUAACACAUAACCUCAAAAAAAUGCUGAAGGAAUUGGUGGUUCUUCUGUAAUGGGCAAUUUAUGCUCUCAUAAUCCAUGUAAUGGCAGGUCCUCUGUUUCAAUAUCCACACAGGAAAGAUGUGAGCUAGAAUUCCAGAGGAGGGGCAGACUUUGGUCUUUCAAAUUUCAGCGGUGCCCUGUGCAAGGCCAAAAUUCUGCACCUUGCAUUACCCUAAACCCACCUCUGGCCAGAGUACAAGCUUUUAAACAUGAAAUAUGUUUUGUAAAAUAUAUGUGUCCUCAUAGUAUUCCAUUUGGAAAACGUGAAUUAUUGGACUGGGUUGGUAAGUACAGUUUUCUUUCUCAGAUUUUGAUUGUGAAGGAUAAAUGUGGAAUUUACAUCCCUGGGUAGGAGAGACGACCAACAGAAGUCCAACAAAAUAAGUGGCUGUUAGUUACUGGUACAAAGUAAUGGAUUUGAUACCCUAUAAUGUUUCAAGCUCUUGCUGUCCUUCAAGAUGAACCUCAAGGUGAAUCAGUCCAUUAAGCCCAGAGAUGUAAGUGCUUGCAAAGAUUAGGUUUCCCAUCCUCAAACAUUACCAGUCAUAAUUCUUUUUACUGGUACAUUAUAAAACUUAUUUGAGUAUCUUUCUCAAUACGUAACAGUAAAUUACUAAUUUUAAAACAACUUCUCCAUAGGGCUACAAUUGGAGAUUGUAAUCUGAUCCCCUUUGACUUUUCUUUAUCUAACAUUUCUUGCUCAAAUGCAAGCUUAGAUAAUUAUUGUGUGCCUUUCACAGUCCAAGAAUUAAAACACACACACACGAACACAAAACUGAUGAAUGAAUUACGACAUCAGCAACACCUCUUCUGUAGGCUAAAGCAAAUUAAAUCUUAUCUAGAGUUAACACAAUACUUGAAUGCCUCCAAAAGAUUAAGUAUAAAAUAAAAUGACCAAGAGCUCAGGGCAACCCCUUAAUCUUUUUAUGCUGGACUUAAAUUUUCGUUGCUGUCAAAGCCAAGCUCAGUAUAAACUGUUCAUUUCCUGAAAGACAGUCACACAGCACUAAAGGGUUGUAAGAUAAUGGGGGGGGGGGGGCGGGCGGAAUGUGCCUCAUACAUUUAUCUAGUUGGUAACGUAACAGGUAUGGAUAACAUCCUCCAUUUACCUUUGCCCAUAAAUACAAAAUAUUUGAACCCCCGUUUCAUAUGGCCAAUGGCAUUGCAGAUAAAAGCUGUAAAAUAUUUCCUGAAGGCAUGACAGUGAGAGCUAGAGAUAUAAUGACAAAUAAGCCACAUUUGUGAAAUUUGUAUCCCAUCGCUUGAAACAAAGCUUGUCUCUCUUCCCCGUCCCUUUCUUUUGAGCAGCUGUUUUCCUCUACUAGGGUGAAGUAGAGGAUAUGGCAUUCCAGUAUGGUUUAGGCAAUGAUGCAUGUAUUUUGGGAGAUGGGAGGGAAAUCAAAUGGGGGCGGUGAUGGGUGGGAGGGAAAUCAAUCCAGAAAGUUAUGUUAAGUGAACCGGACUUCAGAAAGCCAUAAUAUGCAAAAGAGGUCUGUUUAGCUACCUCAGUUCUUCUGCUUUCCUGCUUCUAUCUCUGUGGACAAGCACUUCAGAUGCUGAGUGCACAUUUCUGCAGCUCAGAAUAUAAGAAAGCCUUAUGAGAGAGAACUGGGUACCCUCAAGUUCUUAUAUUUAUUUUAUUUAUUUAUAAAAAUAUUUAUAUACCGCUGUAUCAUAAAAUUAUUUCACAAUGGUUCAUAGAAUCAUAGAAUCAUAGAGUUGGAAGAGACCACAAGGGCCAUCGAGUCCAACCCCCUGCCAAGCAGGAAACACCAUCAGAGCACUCCUGACAUAUGGUUGUCAAGCCUCUGCUUAAAGACCUCCAAAGAAGGAGACUCCACCACACUCCUUGGCAGCAAAUUCCACUGUCGAACAGCUCUUACUGUCAGGAAGUUCUUCCUAAUGUUUAGGUGGAAUCUUCUUUCUUGUAGUUUGGAUCCAUUGCUCUGUGUCCGCUUCUCUGGAGCAGCAGAAAACAACCUUUCUCCCUCCUCUAUGUGACAUCCUUUUCUAUAUUUGAACAUGGCUAUCAUAUCACCCCCUAACCUCCUCUUCUCCAGGCUAAAUAUGCCCAGCUCCCUUAGCCGUUCCUCAUAAGGCAUCGUUUCCAGGCCUUUGACCAUUUUGGUUGCCCUCCUCUGGACACGUUCCAGUUUGUCCGUGUCCUUCUUGAACUGUGGUGCCCAGAACUGGACACAGUACUCCAGGUGAGGUCUGACCAGAGCAGAAUACAGUGGCACUAUUACUUCCCUUGAUCUAGAUGCUAUACUCCUAUUGAUGCAGCCCAGAAUUGCAUUGGCUUUUUUAGCUGCCGCGUCACACUGUUGGCUCAUGUCAAGUUUGUGGUCAACCAAGACUCCUAGAUCCUUUUCACAUGUACUGCUCUCAAGCCAGGUGUCACCCAUCUUGUAUUUGUGCCUCUCAUUUUUUUGCCCAAGUGCAAUACUUUACAUUUCUCCCUGUUAAAAUUCAUCUUGUUUGUUUUUGCCCAGUUCUCUAAUCUGUCAAGGUCGUUUUGAAGUGUGAUCCUGUCCUCUGGGGUGUUAGCCACCCCUCCCAGUUUGGUGUCAUCUGCAAAUUUGAUCAGGAUGCCCUUGAGUCCAUCAUCCAAGUCAUUGAUAAAGAUGUUGAAUAAGACCGGGCCCAAGGUUCACAACAGCAUCAUGUACUGUAGGCUUGGGCAAUGUGUCGAUAUAUCACUGAGGACCGGCAUCAGGGCCAAAGCGCGGUGGCGGCUUCACUCGGCGGUCUAUCGCGAGUAAAACCACCACCGCUCCUGAGUCGCUCUGCCACCAGAGCCCAGCGUGCUGAAGGAGAAACAAGCUGCAGCUGGGCACUGGUGACAGAGGGACUCAGGAGGAGUGGUGUUUUCACUCACAAUAUACCCCCAGGUGAAACCGCCAUCACAGUUUGGCCAUCAUAUAACUGAGGGAGAAACAUUGGCCAAGGCCAAUUGUGAUGGGAUGAUGAGCUGCUUGUGCGUAAAAUCGUAUCCCCUCAGAGUUUGUUCAAGUCCACAAACCUCUGUCUGUGACAGAGCCCCUCAGACAUGGCUACUCUAGUCACUAGCAGAUUCCGACAGUGGUUGCUUUCGUAAUCGCUUCCAACAUAAAAGCUCCUUAACGGAAACACGUCUUCUGGAAUCUCUGCGUGACAGUUUCCGGCGAGGAGUGGGUGUUCUUACAGGAGGUCCUGAAACCUCUCCACUGUUUUCGCUGGAAGUGUCUCUGAGCCAUCCCUCCAGCUCAGCUCCUCUCCCCUGCUGGUUCCCUCAUCAGCUGCUGCGUCUCUCCCAACCUGUGUGAGCCCUUUCACCUCCCUGUUGGUUUCCUCUUCAGCUGCUGCGUCUCUCCCAACCUGUGUGAGCCCUUUCACCUCCCUUCCGUCCGAUGGCAGUUCCCUGACAUCCACCUCCCCUCCAGGGCCCCCUUCACCCCCUCUCGCCCUCCUCUACGGGCGGUGAGGAGGCAAACCCCGGAAUGAACUUCCUUCAUCUUCCGAUGUCUCGAACACUUCUCUCAACCUGUUGCGGUUCCUGGUCUCGAAGUACACCUCCUCCUCAGAGUCCAUCUCCCUUCCCCUUCCGAGUCCGGGAAUCCUUCCAACUCCUCCCCUUCAUCAGUGGUCCCAAAGUAUUCCCUCCGGAACCUCUCUACAGGCUGAGGUUUCCUUGGGAACCUUUGAUGGAACGUUUCUAUCAAUACCUCGUCAUUGAUAUCUUCAGCCAUUACCCAAGUGUUUUCUGACUCCGGUUCUCCUUCCCACGCUACCAAAUACUCCACCUGAUCCCCCUUCCACCUGGCGUCGAGGAUUUCUGCCACAUGGCUGCUGCAUUCUCUUUCUUCUACGACCGGUCCCCGAGUGGCCAGCCCUUCUCGGCCCCCUGCGUACGGUGACAGUAACGACCUGUGAAAUACUGGGUGCAGUUUCAUGUGGUUGGGUAACCGGAGCCUGAAAGCCACUGGGUUGACCUGUUGAAUGACCUCAAAGGGACCCAACCUCCUGGGUCUUAAUUUCUUACAACCUCCUUUGAACGGCAACCCUUGGGUUGACAGCCACACCCUAUCUCCCACCCUUAUGGUUUCACCUUCCCUUCGGUUCUUGUCUGCCUGCCUCUUGUAUUCUUCCUUCGCCCUUUCUAAGUUGAGUUGGAGCUGACGAUGGAUUGCUUCCAUUUCUUCCACAAAAUGCUCGGCUGCCGGGACGCUCCAUCUCUCCCCCUCUCCCCCUGGAAAGCCCUGGGAUGACACCCAUAAUUAGCCAAGAAGGGGCUCAUCCCUGUGGACACAUUCUCGGCAUUGUUGUAGGCAAAUUCCGCCAGCGCCAACUUUUCUACCCAGUCAUUCUCUCUGUCAUUGACAUAACACCUCAGGUAUUGCUGGAGGACACCGUUUGCUCUUUCCGCCUGCCCGUUGGUUUCAGGGUGCCGGGCAGUCGAAAAAUUGACCUCCACCUGCAGUAAGCUCAUGAGCUUCCUCCAGAACCUGGAAGUAAAUUGUUUUCCUCGGUCUGAGACCACCCUCAAUGGCACCCCGUGCAACCUAAAAAUGUUUUCUACAAAUAACUUCGCUGUCUCUUCCGCCGUGACUGCAUGCGAGCAAGCUACAAAGUGGCACAUCUUUGUUAGUAGGUCUACCACCACCAUGAUGGCUGUUUUCCCUUUGGACUUCGGCAGAUCAGUCAUAAAAUCUAUCGACACUGCCUCCCAAGGUCGUUCUGGGGUUGGUAAGGGUUCUAAUAGCCCCGCCGGCGCCCGCCUUCCCCUUUGGCUCGCUGGCAUUGCUCGCACCCUCUUACAUACUCACGUACAUCUUCCUCACCUUAGGCCACCAAAAUUCCCUGGUGACCAACCACAUGGUUUUGUGUUGUCCAAAAUGCCCCGCCGUAGGGCUGUCGUGCAACUGCUUGAGUACCCUCCCCUUAACUCUCCUUCAGGGAUAUACAGUGCCCCUUUGUAAUACAAAGCUCCAUUUCUUUCCUCGAAACCCCUGGUUCCUCUCCAUCACCCCUAAGACCUCUGAGCUUAUUCUGGGCGUAUUCAUCAUUCUCUGUUUCCUCUACCAGUUCUCUUUGUCCCACCAAUGCCGCCCCACACACCCAGCGGUCUUCUGGAAUGACAUGUCUCUCUUCGGGUGCCCCUCCCUCCAAAUAUUCAGGUUUGCGUGAGAGAGCGUCCGCCCUAAUGUUCUCUGGGCCUGGCACGUAACUAAUCUCAAAGUUAAAUUUGGAGAACUCCUGGGCCCAUCUCACUUGCCGUUGGUUGAGCACUCGUGCCGUCCUCCAAUACUCUAGGUUCUUGUGGUCAGUGCACACUUGCACCUUAUGUUGUGCGCCAAUUAGCAGGUGCCUCCAUCUCCGGAACGCCUCAUGAAUGGCUAGUAGUUCUCGGUCAUACACCGUGUAGUUCCUCUCGGAUUUGUUCAGCUUUCGCGAAAAGGCACACGGUCUCCACUCUGACCCCUUCUUGCCUGGCUGGAGGAGCACCGCCCCAGCCGCGCUGUCUGAUGCGUCAGGUUCCACUCUCAUCGGUUUUUGUAUAUCCACAUGCAGGAGUUGUUGUUCCGAGGCGAAGGCCCCUUUUAGUUCCUCAAAUGCUCGCUCCGCCUCCUCAGUCCACACGAACUUCUUCUUACUGCUGAGACAGUCCGUAAUGGGCGCCGUCAGGUGGGCAAAGUUUCGGAUGAACUUACGAUAGAAGUUCCCAAAUCCUAGGAACCUCUGCACAUCCUUCUUUGUUUUGGGUGCUUUCCAUUCCAGCACAGCCUGGACCUUGCCGGGAUCCAUGGCCAAUCCCUUGUCUGACAGGCGAUACCCCAGGAAUUCCACCUCCUUGGUAUGAAACUGACACUUCUCCAGUUUCACCCACAGCAGGCUGGCUUGCAGCCUGCUCAACACUUCUCUGACGUCUCUCACAUGCUGCUCCUCAUUCUCAGAAUACACCAACACGUCGUCUAAAAAGGCCACACAAUUCUUGUAAAGCAAAGGCCCCAGGACGUGGUUCAUAAACGAUUGAAAGGUUGCGGAGCCUGCUUGGAGGCCGAAGGGCAUAACCAAAUAUUCAAAUGCCCCUAAAGGGGUGAACAUAGUGGUUUUCCAUUCAUCCCCCUUCCUUAUUCGUACCAGGUUGUACGCCCCCCUUAGGUCCAGCUUUGUAAAAAUCUUUCCCUUCCGCACCCUUGUCAAAAUGUCGUCAAUCCUGGGCAUAGGGAAGGCUACUGGUUCUGACACUGCAUUUAAGGCCCUGAAGUCACACACCAGCCUCGGCUUGUUCGUGUUUUUCUUAUCCACAAAAACACUGGGCUGCCCCCACCGCCCUGGACUCUCUGAUGAACCCUCUCUUCAGGUUCUUGUCAAUGAACUCUCUUAACUCCUGCAUCUCUCUGUCUGACAUGGCGUACAGCUUGCCUACAGGGAGCUGUGCUCCAGGGAGUAAGUUGAUUUGACAGUCAAAGGGUCUAUGCGGGGGUAGUUGGUCAGCUUCCCUUUCGCUGAAGACGUCACGGAGAUCUGCAUAUUGUCGUGGUACCUUCACGUUCUCUGUUACUUCAGUCCCUGCUAGGGUGGCUUGGACCCCUGCCAAACCCUUUCCCUCUUUGCAGUGUUCUAAGCAAUGUGCUGAACCAAAAGAAACCACUCUCUGAUGCCAGCCCACCAGCGGAUCAUGUAACGCUAGCCAGCUCAUCCCCAAUAUAAUGGGAGCUCCUCCCAAGGUGGCCACAUUAAAAGCUAUCAGUUCGGUGUGCCUUGCUACCUUCAUUAUCAUUGGGACGGUCUGCAAGCUGACUUCUCCACCCAACAGCUCCCUGCCAUCGAUCGUGGUCACCUGCAGGGGGCUGCUUAAAGGGAUUGUCUGUAUCUGGUGUUCAGCUGCAAACUCUUUGCUCAUGAAAUUGCAGGAGCUGCCUGAGUCCAACAGCGCCUUUAUCUUUAGAGGGUGUCCGUUUGGCAGCUCUAGCGUCACUUCUAUCACUAGGGCGGGUUUAGGAGGUUCUGGCGUGGGCACUCUCACUGCUCUUUGGCCUGGCUGCUGUGCCCUGACAGUGGCAGCCAGGCGUUGGCUUUUACUUGCUCCGGUAUAUUUUCCUCUCUUCCAUCCACAGCCCCUACCAUCCCUUGCCAUUCUUUCCUCUGGGGGCAGACUCUGGCAAAGUGACCUGGCUGUUGGCAGAGAUAGCAUUUCCGGGCGCCUUUUCCCUCCUUCUUUGCCCCCUCACUGGGCUUUGAAACUGCGCGCGCGCGCUGUUCCGAUUUCCAUCGGCUCUGCCGGUGGGAAAGUUGGCUCUGGAAUGUCUGGAAUGCGGAACUCCUUCCAACGUUCCCCUUCCCUUCCCGCCUCUCCAAUGCUCUCGCCUCCUGGCGCGCUCCUAUGGCCAGCGCUGAUUUGGUCAGCUGGUCCAUAGACUCCGCCCUGGGCGCCCGGGAAAGUUCGUCUUUCACAGCCGAAGAAAGCCCUUCUUCAAAGAGCAUUUGAAUGGGUUCCGCCGAUAAGUCCCACCCCAAUCUGUGAACAAGCAUGGUGAACUCAGUCCAGUACUCACGGACAGAUCGGCUCCCUGUUUGCAACCCAUUAACUGUCUGCGCACCACUCCCUUUUCAAUAUCGCUGGAAAACAUCAGAUCCAUGGCGCGAAAGAACUUCAUCGUGUCUUUUAAGACGUCACUAUUCGCUGCCAUCAGGGGUCUAACCCAGUCUCUCGCCCCUUUUCAAGAUGCUCAAUCACGAAAGCCACUCGUGAUUCCUCGUCAGGGAAUUCAUCAAACUGCAGAUUGAGGGCAUAUUGCAUUUCUGUCCGAAAACCAUGAUAGUUUUUGGGCUCCCCCAAACUUCUGCACCAAUCCUGGUACCUUUCUGGCGAACUGGGUGGCUUUCCCCUUUGUCUGCAUCCUGAGCCCUCCUCUCCUCAAGCCUCGCCGUCUGCAUCGCUAGCUGGACCUCCAACAUCUGGUACCUUUCUUCCAGGCUUGGACCCGCUCCAGCUCCUGCUUCUCCGGUUCCGGCUGGGUUGCUCAUGAUACCUUCUCCUGCACAAGCUGCUUUCAAAGACUGUCGGAAUGCUGUGAUGGGAUGAUGAGCUGCUUGUGCGUAAAAUCGUAUCCCCUCAGAGUUUGUUCAAGUCCACAAACCUCUGUCUGUGACAGAGCCCUCAGACAUGGCUACUCUAGUCACUAGCAGAUUCCGACAGUGGUUGCUUUCGUAAUCGCUUCCAACAUAAAAGCUCCUUAACGGAAACACGUCUUCUGGAAUCUCUGCGUGACAGUUUCCGGCGAGGAGUGGGUGUUCUUACAGGAGGUCCUGAAACCUCUCCACUGUUUUCGCUGGAAGUGUCUCUGAGCCAUCCCUCCAGCUCAGCUCCUCUCCCCCUGCUGGUUCCCUCAUCAGCUGCUGCGUCUCUCCCAACCUGUGUGAGCCCUUUCACCUCCCUGUUGGUUUCCUCUUCAGCUGCUCCGUCUCUCCCAACCUGUGUGAGCCCUUUCACCACCCUUCCGUCCGAUGGCAGUUCCCUGACACCAAUGUAGCUUGUUCCUCCCUUGGCUGCCCACGCAGGCAGGCAGCUUGUUUAAACUUCUCUAUUGAGGGGCACAUGGCUGCCAACUCCUAAGCAGAAGAGUCUGACAGUCCUGACCCCACCUGUGACUUGUGCGAGGCAGAGGCGGGGUGGGGGCUCCAUUACACUUCUCCGUUGAGGGGCAGGCAGUGUGCACCCACACUCUUCAACGGAGAAAGAGGUAGCCACCCCCCACCCAUGCCAAGGCAGUGGUGGAUAAUAAUGCACCAUGUAUAAUUGUACAGAAUUCUGUCACUUUAUUCAUUUAUUUAACAAAUUUGCAUGCUAUCCUUCAUUAUAAACAUUUUCAGGGUAGUUUGUGUCAGUAAAACAGAACAAAUAAAACCUACAAGAACAUUGCAGAACUGGAACAGCUGGCUAGACUACCACCGUUGUUAAGUCUGUGAGAACUAAAAGGUCUUUGUCUACCACCAAAAUGAUACCAAAGCGGAUACCAGGCAACUCUCCCUUGGGGGGGGGGGGGAGAAUUGCCUAAAUGGGAAAUGAGAACAAUUUCCCUCCCAUCCUUUAGGAAAUCUUCACAGUCUAUGAUUCUCUUGAAAGCUGAUGCACACAUUCACAAAUCAUCCUGUCCUGGUAUCAGUAGUUCCAAAGUACUUAAAAGACCGCCUAUCUUCUUAAGUUGGUGGCAUUUUUAUUUUUUUGUAUUUACUUUAUUUCUUGUAAAUCUCUCUGGAUAUGAUUAGUGAUAUAAAAUUCCUAUACUAAAAAAAAGCUGCAUUAUUUUUUUUUCUUAAGCGAUGAAGCUUUAGGAAAACCAAAUCCAUUUUUACUCUCUUGGGGCUGUAGGCAGGCUGUUGUUAACCACAGCAUGGCCUUGGAAAAUAGGUUGUAACUGAUGCGGCUCCUGCAUGUACUUUGCAAUUACUUUAAGGUUACCAGAUUUUUCUCAAUGAAUCCGGGGACACUUUUCAACUUCAGUAGGAAUGAUAGGAUUUUGUAUGGGGACUGAUUUGUAAAUCCGGGACUGUCCCCGGGAAACGGGGACAUCUGGUACCUUAAAUUACAUGUCCUUUUCCAGUGCAUUUGUUAUACUCUAUGGUUACCACUGAUAGUUGUAUUUAUGUCUAUUUUGUUGGAAAAAAGAUUAGGGGAAAAUACAACUGAUUUUAUAACUUUUAAGGAUUGCUAAAAUAUUUAAAAGCCCUAAUAUAUUUAUAGUUAGGGGCUUGUGAAAAAUGCUUGCUAAUGUUCAGCUGUUUUGCUGUUUGUUUGUUUGUUUGCUUGCUUGCUUGCUUGCUUGCUUGUUUUCUCCCUCAUUGGGCCAGUCUGUAACUUCCUGAGUUUGCAAAAAGGGUUCAAGGAGUAUUACAUUGAAAUUAAGAAAGUGCCUCACUUCCCAGCUGCAAUUGAAAGAACAAAGAUCAAAUUUUAAAUAAAGCAAAAGUUAAUGAGUAAAAUUAUUUACUUGAAUUUACUUGAAUUAGCAAUGGACAUGCAGUACAUUGAUACAUAAUGGAACCAAGGAAGGGACUAGAGGGAAGUCAAUUUGUUUUGUUUUGUUUUUGUGUUAUUGUUAUUGUUGUUAUUUUUAUUUUUUGUUAUCUUUGGAAAAUUAAUAAAUUGUUAUUUAAAAAGAAAGAAUUUACUUGAGUUGAUCACACUGUUCUGUUUUGUACAUUUCAAAUAUAGGCCAAGUAUGAAAGCAGACAGAAAACUUAGGGUUGUAGUAAACUAAGAACUACUUAGAACAGAACCACUGAACGUAAUUAACCUAUGUUAGUCAUUUUCACUUACUUCAGUAAGUCUCCUCAGGGUAGAACUAGCAUUGCAUACCACUCUAAGAUUGAAAUUUUUGUCAUCUAUAGAGCAUUUUUGAUUGUUUGUUAACACUUGCAACUAUAUUGUGAGGUGGGUCUUCCUAUUCCCAUUUAACAUUUGUUUUAUAAUUCAUUAAUCCUAAAUAGAUUAAUAUUGCUCUGUUGUUUACUCUUAUAGCACACAUCUGUUGACGGAUAUACUGAGCCCCAUGUCCAGCCCACAAAAUCAAGUAGCAGACAAAACAUACCCCGUUGCAGAAACUCAAUCACGUCUACAAAUGAAGACCAUCCUCACAUUGGGAAUUACCGCUUACUAAAAACAAUAGGAAAAGGAAAUUUUGCUAAAGUGAAGCUGGCUAGACAUGUUCUGACUGGUAGAGAGGUAAGCUGUUUGUCUUUUUUUGCUUGGUAAUAGUAGCCUGUGUUGCCUUAUUCACACUUGUCUGUCUGCAAUGAACAUGCUUAUUCUCUAGCUCUGUGAUUGAAUAUGUAACAGGCUUUUCUUAGAGCCAAAUGAGACAUCAGGGCAGCAGACGAGUGGGCAGAAUUACGUGUACUACUAAAUCUCUUUGAAGAGGUAGGUUUGGAAUUGAGAUAUUUUAAGAUACAACAAGAGCAUUUGAAGAGUGGGAUUCCCCCAAAACAGCUGUCUUUCUUGCGGUGGGAUGGUAAGAUCGGAAGUAAACCCCACCAAAAGAAAAAAGUUUUCUAAAUGCUUUUUAAAAAACUUCUGUUCCCCAUCCAUGCUGCCUUGAACCCCCCUAUUUUAUAGGAGAUCAGAAGGUCCUGGGGUUGGAUACUGUUCCUGUCCCAUCUAGUUGUGCCCUGAUCAAAAGAUAAACCAUAUUUGUGUGGAGACAAGAGUGGACAGGGGUUUGGAGUGGAAAUCUUCUCUGAAAGCUCUAACUUUACUUACAGAAAUGAAAAUGUUUAGUUGAAAUUCAAAAUAUUCUGAAAUCUCUUAAUUUCCCUGCUUCCAAACGCUAAUAAUAGAAAAAGGGAAAUCACCACCUGUGGCCAUAGGAAGCGAUGCUUCCCUGCCCCACUCCUCUGCUGCUGGCUGGAAUACAACACUGAUGGCAGAUUACUGACAUUGCCAGCACAAGAAACCUCUGUAAAUAGAUUGUAUUGGACAGAAUGGAUAGAACAAAUUGCUCUGAGAACAUUUAAUGUGGAUGGGCCUGUGUAUUCAGUAUAAUCAGGUUAACUUCUUACAAGUACACAUAUUUUUCGCACCAUAAGAGGCACCUAGUUUUUAGAAGAGGAAAGCAAGAAAAAAAAUACAGAGUGUGUGAGGGAGAAAGAUCCCCCUCCGUGCUGGCUCCUGGCUGCUCUCAUGCAAGUCACAGAGCCCCUCGGAUGGAGGGAACUCGAAAGAGUGUUCCAAAGCCCUCUUCCCUCGCCUCGCCUCUUCCCACCCCCUCGCGUGGGUGCCGCCAUUAGGACACUUGCACGGGCGGCGUGCCAGGCCCCCGCCGCUCCAGAAACCAAAGUCCCCAGCUCUGCCACUGCCAGCGACCACACAUUCGCUCCAUAAGAUGCACAGACACUUCCCCUUACUUUUUAGAGGGAAACAGUGUGUCUUAUGGAGCAAAAAAUAUGGUAAUACCAAACAUUGCCUGACACCGUGAAGCCCCUUAAACAUGUUCAUAGGCCCACUAUUUUCUUGGAAUUGUCAUUGUUUCAAGGAGCUUAAUUUCAUUGUUUUUGUCUGACUGUUUGCUAGUGUUCUGUGUAAAAUACUGCUUGUAUUUUAAACUUUAAAAACUGUAAACCUCUACACUGACCUCAUUUGUUUGCAAUUCUAAGCUGUGAUUUAGAGUUAGGUGAACAAGAUUCAAGCUUAUGCUCACCCCUCCUCUGUUUCAAUUGCUUUUGCUUUCAUUUGCAAUUAUCCACAGUUGCAUGUGAUUAGUUAACCACAGUUUAGAGCAGCAUCUGAACCCUAAAUUGUGUUUAACUGGUUUCUUUAAACAAGCCAGCUUUCUAAGCCACAGUUUGAGGUUUGCUGCGUUUGCAUGUAACACUAAGCCAAACUAUAACUUAGUGAAAACAGCUGAACUCUCAGGGAAGAGGUUGUAGCCACUCUUUAUCCUUCUUGGUCCUUUUAGAAUUUAGCUUAGUGUGUUCCUUGAACGCAGAACUUGUGGAUUAAGUUCCCACCUGCUGAAGGACCAGGCAGGAUCAAAGUGGAUGUAAACUCCUCUCCGGUAGCCAAUGCAUUCAUGCAGUCCCAGUAGUUUGCCUACUUAUAACCUGCAAACCAGGCCACUGGCUUAUUUCAGUAAACCAUAGUUAAGGUUAAUCACAGUUUGUCUUGGUUCAGAAGUAACACUAAGCUGCAGUUAGCUAAAAACAAGCUAAAGUUUCUCAUCUCCUUGAAACAGCACAAGAGCGGAACAGAAAGUAAAUGUGUCACUAAACUAUAGUUUAGUGCUGUGUCCAAAGAAAGCCAAUGUCUGCCUAAAAAUACUCACCUGUUGGUACCUUCAAAAGAGUGAUUUCUUUAUAUCCCUAGGUUGCUGUGAAAAUAAUAGACAAAACCCAACUAAAUCCUACCAGCCUACAAAAGGUAAGAUGCUUCUUUGAAAAGGUUAAAUAUGUUGUCACUUCAAUAAAUUGGCCCAUGUGAUUUAAAAAUAAAAAUAUUUUUAUUCUUCCUCAUAAAGAAAUACCACUGUUUUUGCCUUUACAGGACAAUUGAAUUGCUCUGAAGUUUUUAUGCCCUGAAUCCUUGGUCAGUUAGUUACAUUGAGAUAGAAAGAUGCUUUUCGUUCCAGAUGUGAGGAGGGGGCCACACUAACAUGACCUUCCUUCUGAAAUAUUCGAAGCAUGUCCUAUGCAGUGGAGCUGAUCCAUAUGUUCAGUUGGUGCACCCAAAAGCUUUCUGUGUGGAGCAGCCAUAAAACACAUACAAUUUUAAGCAGCCUCCAAAGUAGCUCCCAUAUUAGUCCAGGUUCAGCUUUAAUCAAGUCACUCACCUCUAGUCCCAUGUAGGAACUGUCUUAGGUGACGCUGGUGCAUAUUUUCUUGGCAUAAGUGAACUGAAAUUCCUGAAAUAAAUAAGUUACAUUUCUUACUUCUUUAGCCAACCAAGAACUCAUAAUGGAUUUGGGCAGUAUUGUAUGUUGGAAAGGAGAAUUAAGUCCCACUGAGAUCUAGAACUCUAAAAUAUUGGUAGUUAUACUUCUGUAGAUUUGGAGUGAUGUCACUUUCUUGAAGAAAAGUGUCCUGUGGGUUGAAGAAAAGUAUGUUAUAUGUUUAAGCAUUUUGUGAAGUAUAUUCGUUUUAACCUUUCCUGAGAAAUAAAGCAGUUAUUCAGAUCUCUUUCUCUGGAUCUCCUUGCUGCAAUCUUGAACAUUCAGUCACUGGUUUGAGAAACUGGUUAAGAACAAUUCCCUGCCAGACUUCAAAUAGUGGUAGAAUUUUCAGUAAGGUUUUGGGUGUAGUUUUUUUAAAAGUUUGGGCGGGGUCAAAUUAGUUAAAGCCCAGAGAGUCUAAAGAUUACUUACAAUGGGCUAGAUCCUGACUAAAUUAGUUGAACUUAGUUUUCAGUGAAACGUUAGUCAUCACCCAAAGCAGACCCCCUUUAUUUCAAUGGGAACUUAGUGCAAUUAACCUAGUCUGGUUCUAAUCCAGUAUCUCUAGACAAGCAACUUACCACUGGUAUUUCAUAGACACUUAUCUAAGUGUGAAACUACAUCUUAAACAUUUUUGAAUUUUGCAUUCUGCAGUUAUCCUUAGAAUGUGUAAAAAACACCCUAAGUAAAAUAGUUCUCUAUUUUUUACAGUUGUUCCGAGAAGUACGAAUAAUGAAGAUUUUGAACCAUCCUAAUAUUGGUAGGGAUUUGACAUUUGUUUUGCUGAAUCAUAUUAUUUUUUUCCUGUGUUUGCCUUUUCUUCUAACUUUGAAGAAUCUCACUAGGUGACUUUUAGAUUUGUGAUCAAGGCCCUAAUGCAUAUUAAAAAGACAUCCACAUUAGAGGAAGCCUAAAUACAAAGCAGGCCGCUUCAGAGGUUUUGGGAUCACUUGCUUUCAGGACCCUAUGUGCCCCCACUUCAGAUGACACAUCAGUACUGAAAUGAAGUGGGCUGCUUCAGAGGUAUUCAGACAUGCUCCAAAACAAAGCAGAUUGUCUGUAGUCAAGUGGACUUGUCCCAAAACUGCAUAGAACUUUCCAGCCUCUGCUUAAAAAAACCUCAUCCUAUCUCCUCUCAGUCUCCUCUUUUCCAGGCUAAACAUAUCCAACUCCCUCAAGUGUUCCUCAUAAGGCUUCCUUUCCAGACCCUUGAGUAUCUUGGUCACCCUCCUCUGCACCCAUUCCAGCUUAUCAGUAUCCUUCAUAAAUUGUGGUGCCCAGAACUGGACACAGUCUGCUCAAGGCAGAAUAAAGUGGGACUAUUGCUUCCCUUAAUUGGGACAAUAUACUUCUGCUGAUGCAGCCUAGAAUAGCAUUAGCUUUUUUUUUUUUGCUGCUGCAUCACACUGUUGACUCACAAUGUUUUACUUCUAGGAAAUAAGCUAGUUUAUUGGAACUAUGUAAAUUCUCACCAAGCAGGGCCUGUGACUUGCAUCAUUCUCUGGUAACUUUCUGCAGGGCCAGUGACUCAUCAGAUUAGUUCUUUAGCCUUUCAUGAAGUCCUGUUAACACACUCUUAGGGAUGCCCUUAAGUGAUUGUUUAUCCUGUGUUUUCAAGCUGUGGUCUGACUUAAUUUGGUUGUAGUGUUUUGUGAAAAUGGGGCACUGAUUUUUAUCAAAAUGGAUUUUUAACAUUGCUCUUUGUUAAAUCGAUACCACUUUGAUAAGAAAAAUUGAGGCCUGUGAAUAAGAGCAGGUUUGCAAAGCGUGUAACUUUCCCUUUCUGCUUUAGUUUUCCCCACCUUUAGAGCCCCACUUUGUGAUGACAAUUCUUCUGGCUGAGGAAGGCAGAACAGUUUUGUUCCAGAGACAGUUAUUGUUGCUGAAUCGGCCAGAGGGCUUGUUGCAUACAAGGUAUACACAUUGCUGCAUACAGGGUAUGCCCUUUUUUACUCCUUCCAGCUGAGUGUGCUGCCUUUCCAACAUGCUUAGCUUUCGUUCACUUAUUCUUAAACUAUUGAACAACAAUAAUUUUGUUAAUAUAUUUGAUAGGCAGUGUCCUGGUUCUUAGUUGUUCUACUUUCGCAUCUAGCAUUUAACCUCUUGUAUUCAGCGAAAACAAAAUAUGGCCAAUUUCUAACUGGUUCUAGAGAAGUGGGUGGUUUUACUUCUACAAGUUUCAUCUGUAGAGCCAAACUUUGACUCAGAUUUCUAUUAAAUUGUGACAUAGAUAAGAAAUAACAUUUACCUGUUUUAAAAUGUUCUUUAUUGUUUGUGCUAAGGCAAUUUGUUAUCAACUUUUUAUCUUGCAGUUAAAUUAUUUGAAGUUAUUGAAACAGAGAAAACAUUAUACUUAGUUAUGGAAUAUGCCAGUGGAGGUAAGCAAACAUUCCAUUCUACUUUUAUGGGCCGAUUUGAAAUGUAGGAAUUUGAAGAUGGAAGUGGGGCUGGCAUAACACCUCAGAGCUGUGAUAAACUUUUGGUAUCUAUUGCAUGACACUCAGCUGCAUAAGAGCCAUAGUUCCCAUAGGACAUAGUUAUCUCUUUCGUUGAUGUAGGCUGCUUUAUAGUCUGUGUCCUUGAAAAGGACAGCCUAGUUCUCACCUACAGCAGAUGAGUUGGUAGGUCUUUGACUGGACUAAAAUACUUCAGAGUGCAUCUGGAGACUUACACGACCACCCCCCCCGACCCCUCAAAAAACCACAACCAGAAAGUAUUCCUAGCAUGUAAUGCAGAAGAGUUCUAACCUACUCCCUGACAUGUUGGAUUUCUAUGUAUAGGAAAGUUUUUCAUUGAGGAAUAUUUCAGCAUGUGACUUAUUUUCUGCAGUGUGAAGUAGUAUAGUCCACACAGGUUUACUGCCUAAUUUUCUGUUGUGUGAGAAUUCAGCAUGCAUAAGCAGCACAUCAGCUCAGUUUAAAUAAAGCAGUUAAGCCUAAUAGGUUUGGUGUCAAAGUUUGGUGCUGAUAGAAAAGAAACUCUUCCAGGGAGCCCAUAUUUUGAAGUUCGAGUGGCAGAAGUUCUGCUAAGAAUGAAUUCUUCAUUCUCAGGAAAUACAAGGCUGAUAUCCUACACUGGAUGAGAAACUGAGUUAUUAAUCUGCACACAGUUUGGAUUGUGUUUCUCCAAUAAUCAGAGGGUUGGAUGAGGAGCACUUUGUUUAUUUAUUUGUGGGUGGUCAGUCUAGUUAAAAUAGUUCCCAUUCAUCUUUAAAGUCACAGUUAUCCUUGUCCUGUAGCUUAUAUGUCAGUUUUGCCAGUUCUGCAUAGUCCAUCAAUUUUUCUUGCCAUGAUUCUCUAGUUGGGGUUUCUUCAGUCUUCCAUCCUUGUGCUAUUAGAACUCUCACGGCUGUUGUCACAUACAUAAAGAUGUUUUUCAGCUUUUUUGGCAGAUCUUUCCCUACAAUCCCUAACAAAAAUGCUUCAGGUUUUUUAACAAAUGUUAAAUGGAAUAUUUUCUUCAAUUCGUUGUAUAUCAUUUCCCAAAAUUUUUUAAUUACAUUACAGUCCCACCACAUAUGAUAAAAUGUCCCCUCCUUUUCCUUACACUUCCAAUAUAUAUUUGAACUAGUUUUGUACAUUUUCCCUAACUGCACUGAUGUCAUGUACCAUCUGUACAUCAUCUUCAUGUAAUUCUCCUUCAGUAGGGAACAAUCUGUAAAUUUUAAAUCAGUUUUCCAUAAUUUUUCCCAAACUUCCAUCAUAAUGUUGUGACCUACAUCUUGUGCCCAUUUAAUCAUAACUGAUUUUACCUCUUCAUCUUUUGUCUCCCAUUCUAAUAGUAUGCUGUAUGCGGCCUUCAGUAAUUUCACUUUCCCUUCGAUCACUUCUGUUUGAAACCUAGAUCUUGUAUAACUGAAUCCUUUCUUGCUGUCUUCUUUAUGUGUUUCAUAUAGUUGUCAAUAAUGCAACCAACUCUGAAAGUCAUCUUUGAUCUCAUCGUAAUCUCUUAAUUUCCAUUUUCCAUCAUGGUCCUUUAAUAAAUCAACAUAUGUGAUCCAUUUUCCUUUCUUUCCAAGUGGUUUGAGCAAUAAUGCUUCAUGUGGUGAAAGCCACCACGGGGUCUUUUGUUCCAAUAAGUCUUUUUAUCUCUCCCAUACUCUCAUUAGUGAUUUCCUGAUUAUAUGGUUGUAAAAACUUCUAUUCCCAUAUCUUUUUAACCAGUUCCAUAGAGCUGUAAGUUACAUUAAGCAGUAUAGAGUACAAUUUAGAAACUAAUCCUUUUUCUCCUUUAUCCAUUGUGCUUAAUAAAUUUUCAAAUUGUGUUAAAGUUUUCAGAGCUUGUGUUUUUACAUGUUCUUUUAUAAUAAAACUAUGAAUUUGAUUAAAAUAAAUCCAGUUUGUGUUAAGAUUUAACCAGUUUAGUUUUCUUUGGUUAUUGUACUGCUUAAUGAUAAGACCUAUGUGCCUGGCCUUUCCUUCCAACAAGGAAUAAUCCAAAUACUAUUUUUAUGAGUUGCUUAAGAUAUUUCUUGAACACACCUCAGGAAACAGAUCCAUGUCCAUAAAUUUGGUGGUGUUGGGAGGCCUAAAGCUUCACUUAUAAGUUGUGUGGUAGUAUAAGUCAGAAAGCAGCUUGGGAGGGUGCGGGGAAGCCAAAGGGGGAAAGCCCUCUUGCAUUAGUCAGAGUCCUUGUGCUGGCUUCUGCUAAAGGAACGAGUUAGUUGACUGACAAGCACUUUGAUUUGUCACCAGGGAAACCUGUGCAAUAUAAUUCUGUUCCAUUCUGCUUUAGGAGAAGUGUUUGACUACUUGGUGGCACAUGGAAGAAUGAAAGAGAAAGAGGCACGUGCAAAAUUUAGACAGGUAAGAAAAAAGGUCUUAUAAAGUGAACCUGAAAUGCUGGCUUCAAUAAAAAAUACGUUUUAGUGUUGUGAACUAAGCGCAGGAAAUGUAGAUCCCGUUCACACUAGGUAUUAAGUGUGAAAUGGCUGACUUGGUUCACUCAUAAUUUUACUAGGCAUAAUCUCUUAUUAUCCAACAGUGGCCCUCUAAUAUUUUCCCUGUGCUUUUUUCAUCUAUUUGGGGACAUCAAAAAAAUCAUUUAUUUUUAUUUUUUACAAAGGAACAGAACAGGAACACAGUGCCUACAGAUGUAGAUCUCUUUAGUACAGCUCUUUUGUCUUUUUGCAGAUGCCUGCUCUUUGACAUGUACAGGGAUGCUCCGUCCUGCAUCAACCCUCCCAACUUCUGUACUUUUCUGUGGAAUUUUGCUUAGGGAACUUAAGAGCCAUGAAUGAUUUGGGUCUCCUCUCCCAUAAUUCUUCUUUACCAAAUCUUCAAAAACAUUAAGUCAUAAAAAAGAGCUUGAUGGUAGGAAGGCUAGGACAAGUUGAAAUUGCUUUAAGGAAGGUUGCAGUCAUAGAAUUAUAGAGUUGGAGUCCACCCCUUUCUAAUGCGGGCAUCCUGCCCUCAGCCAUCCCUGGCUACUAACCUUUUGGUUAACAACUAGACCCAUCUCCCUCAACCGUUGAUCGUAAGGCUUGUUUUACAGAUUCAUUAUCAACUUGGUCGCCCUCCUCAGCACAGUUAUGUGGGAGUAAGACCCUGAGCAAAUAUGCAGUAGUCUUGAAGGAGAAGGAAGACAGACCAAGUCAGUCACAACACUGGCCAUUAGAGAUAUAACCAACCAUGAGGCACAGAGAAAGUUACAGUAUACUGUAAAGGCUAUAUGAAGAUAGGAAGGGGAAUGCUACUGAAAAUUAAACCAGGUCACUGACGGAGAUACUUUUACUAGCACACCACUGAUUAUCAAGAGCCAUGGGUAGGCAAACUAAGGCCCGGGGGCCUUCUAAAUCCGGCCCGCAGACGGUCCGGGAAUCAGCAUGUUUUUACAUGAGUAGAAUGUGCCCUUUUAUUUAAAAUGCAUCUCUGGGUUGUUUGUGGGGCAUAGGAAUUCGUUCAUUCCCCCCCCCCAAAAAAAAAAUCUAGUCCGCCCCCCCCCCCCAAGGUCUGAGGGACAGUGGACCGGCCCCCUGCUGAAAAUGUUUGCAGAUCCCUGAUCAAGAGAGCCUGACUAGCACCAAGUCCUCUGCUCUUCCUGGAGCAAAGGACAGUUUGGCAGGGAGGAAGAAGAAGAAGAAGAAGAGUUUGGAUUUGAUAUCCCGCCUUUCACUCCCUUUAAGGAGUCUCAAAGCGGCUAACAUUCUCCUUUCCCUUCCUCCCCCACAACAAACACUCUGUGAGGUGAGUGGGGCUGAGAGACUUCAGAGAAGUGUGACUGGCCCAAGGUCACCCAGCAGCUGCAUGUGGAGGAGCGGAGACGUGAACCCGGUUCCCCAGAUUACAAGACUACCGCUCUUAACCACUACACCACACUGGCUCUCUAGGAGAGAGGAAAAAGACAGCAACAGAAGCAACACAAGUUGCAAUGUAGAAAAAUGACAAGGAAGGAUAUUCAGCCACUGUCAGGAAAGAAUUGAGCCUCCAAGAAGUAGAACAAGGAAGAUCUGUAUCUCUGGUGCGGGAUGCGGAUGGUGCUGUGGUCUGAACCACUGAGCCUCUUGGGCUUGCCAGUCAGAAGGUCGGCAGUUCGAAUCCAUGCAACGGGGUGAGCUCCUGUUGUGUUGUUGCAGCUUCUGCCAACCUAGCAGUUCGAAAGCAUACCAGUACAAGUAGAUAAAUAGGUGGCUGGAAGGUAAAUGGUGUUUCUGUGCGCUCUGGCACUCAUGCGCCAGUAGCGGUUUAGUCAUGUGGACAAACGCCAGCUCCCCCUGCCUGAAGCGAGAUGAGUGCUGCACCCCAUAGUCAUGUGGACUUAAUUGUCCAGGGCUCCUUUACCUUACCUUUUACCUAUCACUGGUGCUUUAUUUUGCCUUCUCCCACCUGCUUUAUUUGCUGCAAAAGAAUGUGAUUUUAAUUAUUUUGUGAAGGUGCAUACCUAAAAAUAAAAAUUAAAUACUUCAGAAAUUAGUCUCUUCUCUUUUCCCUACCCUCUACAGUCCUCCCUUUCCCGUGUGGAUGGUUUAAAUGGGGAAAUAAUACUGUUUUAUGUGGUGUAUGGAACCAAUCUUCAAAUUCCACUUUAUUGUGCAACAGCAGCACUUCAGCAGUGUUAAAGAGCUCUAGUGCAGAAAGGCCCGUUGCUUUAGUUCCUACGUAUUUAAAGUAUUAGAGCAUGCUUUAGGAAUAUUUUCAGUGGGUUGAAUCCAAAGGUCAUUCUUUUGACUUUCAGGAAAGUUUGAUUGUAUUGCAAGUUUUUUUUUCAGAUCUUUGAAAACAAUAUGCCUUUUAAUGCUUGUGUGUGUGCCAUAAUUUACUCUUGGGGAACCUGGGCAGCUUGUUCAGCACCAAGGAGAGCAUUCAGAAGCACAUAAUGAGUUCAAAGACUGCAGCAAUGCAACAUAUUUUGUUAAUAUUGCUUACAGUAAAUAGGAAUCUUUAAAAUGUUAUUUAAGUUCGACUUUUUUUGUCGUAAACAAGACUCCUUCAUUUUGAUUGACAUAUUCAGCCCAGUCCACUUGGUUGCAAAAUUUAGGGGAGUACUUGCAGAAUUGUUCUAGCACAAGGCAGUUGCGCCCCCCCCCCCAUGAACUAAUAAUGGCUUUCAGGGGUUUGACUUUUUGCUUAGCAGGGGGUUGGGCUAGAUGGAUUUGGACUGCCACAGGGGGGCAAAUUGUUAAAGCUCUUCCUGUCCACCUUGUUCCAGGUUACCCACUGUGUUGGUAACUUGUGGAAAGUAAGCUUGCACUCAAGGGCUGACAAAGGAAUAAACAUUGCAUGUAUUCUGACCCAACACCAUGUUUCCAAUACAUUGUCUGGAGCUGGUGGGAGCUAUUGUGGUGUAGCGGUGAAGAGGCUGAACCACUGAAGCAGGGAUUCGCUGGGUGGAAUCUUUCCUUUGCAUAGAACUCAUUUGGUGGCUUUAGGCAAGCCAUUCUUUCUCCAUGUCCCACUUGCAAUACAGGAAAAUAGUGUAGCAACCUCAUAAGGUUCCUUUAGAGGUUGCAAGAAGGUAAUAGAAGUGUAGCGUUUGAUCUGCUUCAUGAUAUAAAUGUUAAGCAUUCUUCUUGGAGUCGUUCUUAAAUGUUCUCUUAUUAACCAAAUUUCUUAUUUCAGAUUGUGUCUGCUGUGCAGUACUGUCAUCAAAAGUGCAUCGUUCAUCGUGAUCUCAAGGUAUGCUCCUUUUCCCAUCCUUUAAGAACUCAAACUGUACGGAAGCAGAACAAUUUAUGUGCUCUUUCCGCCCACUUUGUAAGGUUGUAAAAUAUAUAAUAAAUUGCUGCUUAGUCUCUCCCCAUGUUUGUCAGGCAUGUAAGUCAUGAGUCCUUUCUUCCCCUGAAGAAAAGCAGGACUCACUGCCCAAAUCUUCCUAGUCGCCAGUCCAAGGAAACUUUAACCCCACCCCGUUUUAUUCAGUGCAGUCAUCAUGCUGCCUCUUCUCCUGACUGCCUAGGAGAUUGGGAGUGCUGCACUGUAGCUUUAUGCUGUUCCCUUCUCUUAUUCUAAGCCAUAACAAUCCCUUUAGAGCAGGCCUGGCCAAACUUGGCCCUUCAGCUGUUUUGGGACUACAAUUCCCUUCAUCCCUGGCCACUGGUCCUGUUAGCUAGGGAUGAUGGGAGUUGUAGUCCCAAAACAGAUGGAGGGCCAAGUUUAGCCAUGCCUGCUUUAGAAUCAUCAUGCAGUCCCUCCCUCUUGAUAUGAAUCCCCACCUCCCUUUAAGUUUUGGAGCUUAUUUUCACUAGUAUUACAUUUGCACACAUGUUUUUGCUAACCACAUUAGCAAAUCUGAUUCUACUCAUGAUUGUGGAUAAUGGUUUGCAGCUAUAAAAUAGAAGCACCGUUGAGAGCCCUAUCUUGAUAACCAAGCGUGUGUGUAUGUGAAGGCACAUCUGUAUGUGUUUCUUUGUAAAAAGUUCAGCAAUGAAGAGUCUUCUGCUUUUUAACUUUCCACAAUUUAUAUUUCCAAUUCAAAAACCACUGUCUUGGCUGUUUUCAUCUCUCACUGUACCAUCAUAGAGCAUCUGGCUUCUUGGCCCUCUGUUCUGCUAUAUCUCCCCUUCUUCAGUUUAUCCCAGAAAGUCACUGCCAAAUUCAUUUUUCUCUUCCAUCAAAGUGAACCUUAAGCACAGGCUCUGUGUUGUGCUCAGUGUCUGCUUCAAGCUCUCAGUGCUUUGAAAGCUGCUCAUCACUCUGCCUUUGACUAUGGGCCCAUCUAUGUGAUCCUUUAGAGAUAGAAGUCACAGUGAGUUAUCCUGAGCGCAAAUGCUUUUAAUGAUUAAGGAACAGUGAGAUUCACUGAAAAAGCGUUAAGUGAGAAAAUCUGAAUCUGGAGGAGUGCACAUUCUUAACAUUGAAGAAGCAAACCUUUGGAGCCGACAGCAAUCUUAAGGUAUAAUUGUUAAAGAAGAUGGCAUUAGACCUGAUUGAUUUUAUGGAGUCCACUGGCUAAGGGGCAGGAAAGAGGAAAGACAAAAGAAAAACCUGGUUCUGUUUCAUAUAGGAAUCACUAUAUGAGUUUUCAUUUGUUUUGCCUGUGUCUUUUUAAUUCCUAAACAGUCCAGUCAUUAUUUUAAUUUCUCUUUUAGAUUUUUCCAUUCUCCAAAGAUCCAGGGCAACAUUAUCUCUGUAGCUGUUUAGGUUACAAUCUUAUACACACAUAUUUGGGAUUGAGGCUCAUUAAGUUCAAUGAAACUUAUUUUGAGCAGACAUGCAUAGGAUUGUGCACUGUGUCUGAUAUGUGUACACAUGUCCCAUUGAUGGCAGCAGGUGUACUGUCGGCUAAAUCUUACAAAAUCUAUACAAGAUUUUAAAAAUUCCUGCCCUCUUCUCAUCAUGAAAGGAUGUAUAUUAGAUCCCAUCUUACAUACAAUUGCCGUUCCAGAACAUUCUUCAUUCUCAGUACUGGUGAUUGCCUGUUAUGCUGUAACAUAUAGCAAAACACAAAGCUCUGUAGAAUGACUAGUUCUUCUCAUAAUGAAGUUAUGGCGAACUGUUGUGUUGAUACUUACCUUUAAAAUUCUAUUUUCAUUUUUUCAGGCAGAAAACCUUCUUCUCGAUGGAGAUAUGAACAUUAAAAUUGCAGAUUUUGGUUUUAGCAAUGAAUUUACUAUAGGCAACAAACUAGACACUUUUUGUGGAAGCCCCCCAUAUGCUGCCCCUGAACUUUUCCAAGGAAAGAAAUAUGAUGGGCCAGAAGUGGAUGUCUGGAGUCUCGGAGUCAUUCUUUACACUCUAGUCAGUGGAUCGUUGCCAUUUGAUGGUCAGAAUUUAAAGGUACAGUUGAGAUUUGAAAUGGCUAAGUCUAGUCUUCAAUUUUUCUGUCUCAAUAGUAGAUGUUCUUCUUUGUCUGUUUUUUCUAAAGGAACUGAGAGAACGGGUAUUACGGGGGAAGUACCGGAUACCAUUCUAUAUGUCAACAGAUUGUGAAAAUCUACUGAAAAAACUACUUGUAUUGAAUCCCAUCAAGAGAGGGAGCUUGGAAGUAAGUAUUGUGAUCUUCCCCCAUUCCCCUCUCUUAUGUAUUUCAUUGGAAUAACUCAAAGCCUAUAAGAAAUAGGCUACUCCUACAUUUCUCCAAAUAUGCUACCACAGGUUGCUUCACUGUUUUGGUUUUUUUAGUAUCUUUUUUCUUGGUAAAAUGGAUUUUUUAUGGAUCCUAGUACGUUGUUAAAUUAAAGCUUUUAUUUUUUUAAAAAAACUUCCCAAUGAAAGCUGUUUUUCUGAAGGAAAUAAAUACAAGUUGGUGUAUAUCAUAUGUGAUGAUCAAACAUGUAAGGUUUCAUCCCAAGCUUAUGGGACGCAGUAGCCAGUUUUUGCAAAUAAUACCAAUCUAAAUGCAGGUUGGUUAGUUAGUUCUACCAAUUGACAGUCUUCUAUGUGGGAAUUUUGUAACAUGUGCAGUAGACUUGUCAGGUGAGGUUCAUUAAAUUCAUCAUCGGAUGACCCUGGAUUCUAGUGAUAUGUGUCGGAUAGUGGGAGAGAGAGAGAAAAACUUAUGUCUAUCCACUAUUUCUGUGUAUUAUUUCACAAUCCUAGAUACAUCUGUCACCCCUCUUGCCUGCCUUUUUGAAAAUUAAGGAGCCCCAAAUGUGAAAACUUUUCCGCACAGGAGAGUUGCUCCAGUCCUUUGGUCACUAGUAUAGCUGUAGUCAACAUGUGAAAAAAGAAGCUUUUUGAUCAACCAAAACUGAUGCUUCUGAUUGGGCAGGUUUUUUUUUUAAUUAUCUUAUUUUAAUGCAAGAACUUAGGAAAGCUAUAGGUGGCAUGCACCUUCUUAGAAUAUCAGUUUCCUCUUCUCUCUUUCGUAGAAGAGAAUGCCUCUUCCAAUAUGGAGCCUGCUAGAAAAGUGCGUGCAUUAUCUUUAAAAAAGAGCUGUUUUCUGUAGUAAUCCUUUUCACAGAUGAAAAUUUGGGAGGUUGUGAUUAACUACAAAUUUGUGUAAUUGUUUGACUAAGAUUUCUUUAAUCUGGUGAAAGCUCUCAUAAUAUACUUAGGCUUAGAAUUUCAGUAAUGUGACAUAAUAAUGGUCCGACAAAAUGAACAGCAUAUGAUUAAACAGCUAAAUUCGGGAUUGGAGCGAAGCACAAAUAACAAAGAUCAUGUUAAACUGCCUGAAAUGUGAAUUAUAAAAUAUUCUCCGAUAUUUAUUGUUAUGUAUACAAAGAUACAAUAUCCUGUUUAGUGUCUCAAACUAUGAAAUGCUGGUGUUUUUUAUGUAGCCAUGUAGUUGUAUCACUCCUUUCCACAAAAAAAUGAAAUGAAUGCUAAGUUCAUUGUGCUUCUGCUGAAAACUGAAAUGAAUGCUAAGUUAAUUGUGCUUCUGCUGAAAACAGUGUACUUGUCUGUUGUACUAAUUUAACACGUAAAUUUAGUGCAUUUAGUGUAAGAAAGGGUAAUUGUUCUUCAAAAACCAACGAUUCAUAAGUAAUCUUGUUUUUAUAGUAAAGACAGCUGAGUUUUAAAAGAAGCAGUUUCCACAUGAGUACCUGGUUCCCAUUUGCUAUGAUAGUCGAUGAGCUGCAUUUGAGGAAAAAAUAUUUUGGUUAUGUAUUAAUUCCAGCAAGUUGAAGCAGCCAGUCACCUAGGCCUCUGGGCUUUGCAUCCAUGGAAGAUUUACUGCUUGUUAAGGCCCAAUAAAAGUACAGCAGAUGAUAAAAUGGCUUGAGAAGUACAAUGUGUAUUAGUCAUCGGUUGACCUUUCUUUCAUCUUCAUAGGUUUGCGUUUGCAGCUGAAGAUGGUGUUCCACCAAAUUAAUCUCAUAUAAUCACUUUCUGACAUAGAUCACUUGAGCACAAGCUGGGAGAUAUACCCCUGAUCAGCUGUGACUCUGUACUGAAUAAUUCGGUGUCUGGUAGCUUGCCAGUGGAAUGUGGGUAUGAGUAAUUUCUGCUUCACUGAUGUGUAGCACUCAUUGUUAGGCUCCUGUCUAUAUAGGAUGGUGUAAUUAGGAUCACAGGAGGUCAACUCAAGGAUGUUAAUAUUCAUUUAACAAACUUCAAAAUGGUUGAGUCCAAAGGAUACUGCUGACUAAAAAUGUAAUACUAAUGUUCGGGUCUCUGUAGUUUUGCUGUAUUUUGUAACAGCAUAGCACAGGCACAAAACUUGGCAGAAGAACAGUGCACAGAAUCUGAGAAUGCCAGAUUUAAGGGUGUUCAGAUUUCAACAAGUUUCUUACUUUUAUAGGUUUAAAUUGUGUGGCCAGUGUGUGGUGAGAUCUCAGUGCACUAUGCUGACUUUUCACCAGUAUUUAUAAAUAGGUUGUGUUCAUUUUCAUGUUUAAAUAGUGUUUUCUACUGAUAAUCCUCCUAGAUAAAAGUUUUGGGAACUUGGCCCUGUUAUGCCCAGUAAUGCUGUGUUAGUUCCCUCCUGCCCAGGUUAAUACUGUCUCACUAUUAACAGCCUUAGAAGAAUUUUAUGUUGCUGGUUCAAAAAUGGGUUCUUGCCAGGACAUUGUGUUCAAAGCAGAGUGCAUGAAUGCUAUAGAAGAGAGGGACUGUCUCUGUCUUCCUGUGAAACACAGGGCAAUUGUCUCAGGGGGUAAAAGGCCACUGCAGAAUCACUGUUCAGUAAUUGUGUGAAGUGCUGUGUUAUUUAUGGGUAUUGUGUCAGAUAAAUGAUUCUAUCUGAGCCUUUGUCUGAUCUUCUUAAGAUGUGAUUUUGACUGGCAUUUGCUCAUCUAAAAUAGCACUAGAAUGUUAAGUUUUGUGUCCUAAUGAAAUUUAAUACAUUUAGUUAUAGGCUUUAUCAGUGUUUUGAUGUUUGCACAGUGAAACUAUUUAGGACCAUUUUGUAGCAAUAUACAGUUUCUGCAGUCUGUCUUUCACUAGCAACCUUUGCCAAACUAAAGUUGAAGAGACACCACUGUAUGCUUAAUUCAUAUGUUGCCUAAUGAGCAUUAAGUUAGCAUGCACUUCGUAUGCAUUUUACCUUAUACAUUUUAAGAGGAGAAUUAAAAUACUCCUGAGUGAUUUUUGAGAGCAUAAUAUUGGAAAAGAUUUCACACUUUGCUUUCAGUUAGGUCUGAAUUCUUCAGCUGUGCACUUUUUCAGAUGGAGUUUGGAAUAUUGCUACAUAUGUGGUCAGACAGAACAUGGGUUCAUUAUAUUUAAAUUGUCCAGAUGUCAUUCUUCUUUAAAAAGGCAAAAAAUAUGUCUGGCUUCCUUGUGUUCCAAAACUCAAAACUGUAUUCUAAUAGCAAAGGGUGAAAUCCUUUUGAUCUGUCUGAUUUGUCCUCCAAUGUAAGAGGAGAAGUUAGUUUCUCUGGUUCCUCCUGCACUAGUAGUGUCCAUGCUAUUUUGGAGGGUCUCUCAACCCUCUUGAACAGGGGACCACAGAGGGAAGGGAAAACUGGAGAAGAUCAAUUCCUUUUCUUAAGCUAUGAAACUCGCUCCCAGAUUGUCAGGGAACUGACAUCGGAGCUAGAGGUGGAGGGGAGGCUCUCAAAUGAUGCUGGAGAAGGGCCCAGCAGGGAGAGAGGCAGCUCAGCAGAUGGGGAAGCAAAUCAGCGCAACACCAGGGAUAAAGGGGGGGCAGAUGGGGGAAUUGGCGAGAGGGCUCCAGGACUCUUCACCCGACACCAGCGGGGAGAGCACGGGUCCUCCGCUACCCACGCCCUCCCUGCGCAGAAGACUUCCACGCAGGGAGAGUAGGAGGAGAUUGGGCGUCAAACAACUUUUAUGUUGGAAAAGGUUUAAGAAACGCCCACUGACGGAUUCUGCUAGCGACUGAGGCAGCCACGGAGUGAAGGGCUGUCCAGACAGAAAGGUUUAACAAGGCAACAUAGCCAGGAGAGGUGGCAACUUACGCACGAGCAACCCAUACUCAUUACACAGAUGAAGUAGUGAUGGCCAAAAACUUUGAUGGCUUUAAAAUAGGAUCUGACAAAUUUGUGGCUAUCUUGUCCCUCCAAUCUGAGAGGCAGCAUGCCUUUGAAUACUGGUUGUUGGGAAGAGCGUGCUUACACUCAGGCCUUGGUUGCGGGCUACUCAGAGGAAUACCAUUUUGCCACUGUGAGAACAGGAUGCUGUACCAUUGGCCUGUUCCAGCAGGCUCUUCUUAUGCUGUGUUGUUUAACCACCACUGGAUUAAAAGCCAUUCCAGAAGUAGAACAGCAGCAUUCAAGGAAUAAGAUAAGCAUUGAAUUUCACCCAUAAUCUUGAACAUGAAGUUUGAGAAGGACACCCAUUUUUGCUGUUGCAGAGAAUCUAUUAUGGACAUAGAAUUUUCAAUAAUGCUUCUUCAGAAACUUGAGCAAGGAAAGCGUAUGUUUUAAAGUACUCAAGCAUUGCAAGCUGAUGCCUUCUGUGCGACCCACUAAAACAAAAUCCUGAAGCAUAUACAUUAGCCAAAAGCAGGAGAACAAAAAGUGCUUCAGUGCUUCAAAGGGAAAUUGGUCAUGGGGGAGCGGGUGUGUGCACUCAAAGGUCACAGUCUGCAGAACCUCUGAACAGCUCAUCCGUAAGGUGUCGCAGCACUUCUGCUUUUUGCUUGGGUAUGAAAGAACAAUGGCUUGUUGUAAAAAUCCUUUCAAAAUAGGAGCUGUCUCCUGAGAAGUGAAGCAGUUCCCAAAAUAAGUCUUUCUUUCCUGUAGCCGAAAUAUCAGCAGCUUUCGCCCAUUCAUAUGAAUGUGAAGGAAAGGUAAAUUGCAGGGGACAAUUCUCCUUUAAGGAGAAUUAAGCUGUUAUAUAUGUUUGGUCCUUUUAUGGAUUCAGCAUGAAAGCCCCAAAACGUAUGUUUAUUAUUAAUUCAACAUUUGUAGAUACAGAUAGAAGCUAAUAAAGUAGUUCAACGUACUUUAGAUGGUAGUUUAAGUCUUCCAUAUUGUUAAUAUUUUUAUGGAUAAUUUUAAAAUAUAUUUUCAGUUGAAAGAAUGGACAACCUAAAAUAGUCUCUAGGCUGCAAAAAUGGUACUAUUGACUUGUUUGAGGUGAAUUAAUCAUGAGUAUAGAAAGCUGUUUUGUUCCGAGUCAAACUGGGUCCAUCUCAUUCAGAACUGGCUACAUGAACUGGCAGCUGCUUUCUGUGUAGAGAUGCUGGAGAAUGAACUGGGGAUCUUCUGCUUGCAAAGCAUCCACACUAUCGCUGGUCUUCCCCAAAUUUAUUUCUGUACAUAAUACAUGGCUAACACUAACCCUUGGAUCUGAGUUGUUCUUUGUUUUGUGCAUUGGGGUUGAAGGGUCCAAUUUAAUUUUGGCAGUAGAAGUCAUAUGCCUUCAACCAAAUUUGGAUGGUACUCCAACUGUGGCUAUUCUUGGAAAACAAGAUUUGGCCAUGGUUAUCUGUGCUCUCCUAACAUCUAGAUCGGAGUACUAUAAUGUGUUUUUAAGAGGGCCUUUCUAAAGACUGUUUGGAAACUUCAUUACUUCAGAACCCAGGGACAGAUUUGUAGUGAUAGUAGGGAAAAUAUUUUUUCAGUAUUCCAAGAUCUUAACCCAGCUACCAUUUUAUUUCUAGGCACAUUUUCAAGUGCUUUAACCUAUAAAAUCCUAAACCACUUAGGGUCAGCAGAACUUUCCCCAUGUUUUGUUUUAUUUGCAAAAUUUAAAGAUCACCCUUCAUCACAUCAUAGUGAUCCAAAGGCAGUUUCCAGCAUGUUAACAAAAUAUACAGACAACCAUGGGAAUAUACGUUCAUUAAAAAUAAUCGUUAAAAAAAAUGAACAGUAAAAUACAGCAGUGCAAGAAAAUAUAAAACUCAACAAGUGGAAAUCGCUGAUUUACCCAGAAUGCCUGGGAAAAUAAGAAAGUGUUCACUUGACAGCACAGAGCUUGCAGAGCUUCCACCAUCUAUGCUUACCAGCAGAGAAGUGAGAAUUUCCUUCCUCUCACCAGCUGAUCACAGGGUAUAGAUAGGGUGGUUGGUAUGGGAGAAUGUGCUUCAACGAGUAACUGGGUCCUAUAUUAUCCUGUCCAACUAUUAAAACCUUCUGCAGGGUUGCUGCUCAAGAGUAACCCUUACCCCAGCGGUGAGAUGGGAAGCAUCAAAGUAUAGAGCCUUCUUGUUAAUAGGGCCUCCUUUAUGUAACUCCCUGACCAUUUGUCCAGCACCCAUUUUUAUUUAACCAGCAGUUGAAGAUGUCUUUUGCACACUGAUUGGUCCCCACUGAUUAUUUUUCACUUAUGCUUCAAAGCAGUUUUUAUAUUUUAAAUAAAUAAACAUGCAGAUUUCCCCACUAACUGGGUAUUGAUUUGGGAGUCGAUAAAAAAAAAAAAUCCAAUGAUUCAGUUUUGCUCUGUUUUCUAGCAAAUAAUGAAGGACCGAUGGAUGAAUGUUGGUCAUGAAGAGGAAGAAUUAAAGCCAUAUACUGAGCCUGAACCAGAUUUUAAUGACACCAAAAGAAUAGGUAAGAAUAGGUUACCCCAAUUGUUCCAAUCUAUAGCUGUAUUGUAUUCUCCCUAGUCCCCUAGUCCAGUUCUUCAUCUCUUUCACUGUGCGCUGCAGAUUCAUGGUUAACAGUAGAGAAAAAUGCUUGUCAGUGUUUUGCUAAUUCUGUGGAUUAGUUUGCCAUGUACCCAGGUUUUUUUAUAUAGUGAAUGUUGAACAGUUCCAAUACAGUGGUGCCUCGCAAGACGAAAUUAAUUCGUUCUGCGAGUUUUUUCGUCUUGCGAGUUUUUUCGUCUUGCGAAGCACGGUUUCAAUUUUUUCAAAAAAAUCUUCAAAAACCUCAAAAAAGGCUACCACACCGCUUGCUAUGAGUUGCUCCCCGAAGUCAAGUUGCAACUGCACCUCUUCAAGCAAUGCACCCUGUAUUACUGUAACGGUUUUUAAAAAAAGGAAACAAACUUGCAAGACGUUUCUGUCUUGCGAAGCAAGCCCAUAGGGAAAUUCGUCUCGCGAAGCAACUCAAAAAACCAAAAACUCUUUCGUCUUGCGAGUUUUUUGUCUUGAGAGGCAUUCGUCUUGCGAGGUACCACUGUAUAUCUUCCUGAAUUAGCCUAGUCUCAGUUUACCUGUUUUUUUCUCUGCCACGUCAUUAGUUCCAGUUCACAUGCUAUGGUAUGGAGGAUCAACAACAUCCAGGAAGCUCCUAGUCUUAUCCUCCUCUUCCUCUCACUUCCAGUAGGAAACAGUGGUUUGCAUUUGCUCUCCUAACCAGAAUUGGUGAUAAAACACACUUUAUAAUAAUUUUGGUGGGUUAUUUAUUUUUAUUUAAUAAUUUUUAUUAAGUUUCCAUUUACCAAAUUAAACAUAUCAAACCAAUUAAUCCAAAUUAUAACAAUACAUAUCAUAUAAUCCAAUUAUUUCCCAAUUAUAAAUUUUUGUGGGGGGUACCCAUGCUUCUUGAUCGGCAGGAGUCCAAUCCUCGAAUAUUUCUGCUGCUUUCAUAUUUACAAUGAUAUUUUCAGUCCCUCUUCUCAGUCCUUGUCGUUACUCAUUUUCCUUUUCAUUCACCUCUGAGUUAUCUCCGCAAGUGGGUUAACAAAACAGUUAUUUAUAUUUCUGUGUGGAUUCUGUAUUGCUCUCUCGUGAAUCACUCUCAUCCAAUAGUCCAGGCGUUUCCACUCGAGCGGGCAACCGCCAUCUUGCCGUUCCGAUGAAAUACAGUCUAAAAGCCCGCUCGUUAACUUUCCAGACCUGUUGCAUCGUAAAUUAGUCUUUUCCAGGAGGGCUGCCCCUUCCAGUUCACAAUCCCAUCCAGAUAACAAGUCUUCGGCUCGCCCUCCCUAAGACCAAACUCCCUGCAACAGAUGUCUGUCCUUCUGUAUCACAUCUCAAUUCUUUCUGCAUCACAAAGAGAGCCUUUGUUUUUCCAAGUCCUUCACAGAAUAAAACCUUUAAAUUCAUAUUAUUUUUCCCCACACAGCUCAUUUUCUAACCCCAUUUGCCAAUUAGUUAUUGUGACGGAUCUUCUGAGGGGGAGGGUUAUUAGCCAAUCACUUGAAACAAGAAAUAAAAAGUCAUUUCCUCCCCCUUUCCGUUCCGUUGCCUUCCACAUACCAGCAUGUCUGUAGUACUUUGAUGUAAUCUUCCGUCUCAAUCUUCUUCCUUUCAGUGGCCAAAUUAUUAGCAGAUAAAACCUCCUGCCUCUCUCAAAGCAUGUGUGUUAGCUUUCUCCAAAUUUUUCCUUUUAAGUAACGCAACUAGUUUCGCUCCUGGAAGCAGCUUUGGAGGAGUGCCAAGACCCGCUGAGGGUUAUGCACCCAGUGCCUUGCACCCCCUCCUUCUUCCAAACUCGGGGGUGAUUUAUGCAACCGCGGGUGAAAACUGCGUCUUUCCAUUCCCUGGAGAGAUGAGGGAGACUGAUUUACUCCCCAUAAUCAGCCUCAAAUUACCUCGUGCAAGCUGGAUAGAUGUUAUUAUCUGCCAUCUUCCAAGGCGCCCCUAGCGGUCCCCCCGCCCCCCCGGUUUGGUGGGUUAUUUAAUCCAUUGGUAAUGACAAACUAUGUUUGGUGCUAAAAAGAAAAUGAAUUGAACCUGAAUCUGCUAGCCCAUAUCACAUUCCUAAUCAUCUGGACCAUGCUUGGAGGAUUGUAAUGUUUAUGUAAUCCAAUCCCUCUCCCCUAAAUCUCUUAUUUCCUAUCUUAUGUAGAUCUCAAUUCUGUACAGUGGUACCUUGGUUCUCGUACUUAAUCCAUUCCGGGACUCCGUUCGACUCUCAAAACCGUUCAAAAACCAAGGUGUGGCUUCCAAUUGCCUGCAGGAGCUUCCUGCACUCAAGCGGAAGCCACGUUGGACGUUUGGCUUCCGAAAAACGUUGACAAACUGGAACACUUACUUCCGGGUUUGCGGUGUUUGGGAGCUGAUCUGUUCGGCAACUAAGCAGUUCGAGAACCAAGGUUUGACUGUAUAUGUUUAGGGUACAGACUCUGUUGCCAUUACAUAAAUGUUAACUAGUAAAGGGUAAUGGAACAUGGCAAAUUGUGAAAAUGGUCUGUCGGGUGAAUUUUUAUAUUUUAGAGAAAAUUUGUGAACAGUGUUCUAGGUUCCCACUUUAUUCUACUGUGAUUACUCCCGUGGAUUUUCACAAAACAAUUCACAGUACAUAUACCUCUCAGAUAAUCUCUUAAGUAGAAGUUUUGUGGAUGAAAAAAAAUAUAUCAGAAGUUGUCUAAUGACAUGUUUUAAAUAUGUCUUGUCGAUAAUAAAAUUGAGCUGUCUUGUUUUUGAUAGAUAUAAUGGUCACUAUGGGUUUUGCAAGAGAUGAAAUUCACGACUCUUUAGUAAACCAAAAAUAUGACGAAGUCAUGGCUACUUAUCUGCUCCUGGGCAGAAAACCACCUGAGGUAAUUUAUAGUUUCUUAUAUUUAUUUAUCUGCUAGUUUUGAAGUUGUUUUCUAGAGGGAUUGAACACAGUGCUGAGACACGCUUAUUGACAAGCAUGUGUACUCGUUGGGUUGCUGAGUUUAUGGAGUUUAUGCAUCAAUAAUUUUUGCUGGCAUGGACUCAUAAGCAUGCAUUUCACGUGUGUGGGGGGUCCCUGGAACGUAAUCCCCGCAUACGUUGGAAGUCACCUGAACUAAGAAAAGUGUGGGGGCCCAGGCAGGGCCCACCACUGAUUCUUGCAUUCCUGUGGCAAUGGUCAGCAGGGACUGGGUAGAGCAAGGUUGAUCCAAGACAUGAGCCAUACAGACAAACCUGACUCCACUGUGUUACUUGCGCUGGCCCCUCCCCCACUGUAUGCAUGCCAAGAUAGGGCCAAUGUGGAAGCCCCUGUGCUCUGGGCUGGCAUCAUCCUUGUGCUGUUUCAGAUGCCAGCUAAAAACAUUUCCGUUUUGACAAGCCUACCCAGACACAUGAACAAGUGGUGUAUAUCCAUUUGUAUAUUUUGCUGAGUUAAUCUAUAUGUUUGCAGCAAUUCAGUAUGCCUAUAAAAAAUGAGCCAAACAGUUAAUUAUAAAACGAAAUAAACCAGCCAAGCCAUUCCAUCCAAAAACAAAUAAUUGUUUUGCUUUGGAAUUCUUUGAUUAAGUGGUUCAUAAAUCCUACUAAACGUUAGUAAUAAUAAUUGAGGUGGGGAGCAUGAUUAAGAUGGUAGUGACAGCAUUUGUCUGCGGUGCCGGUUUUGUCGCCUGUCUUCCUGUUCCAAUCUGUGCUUUCUCCCCACCCACCCCUGCACUCCAUCUCUGCCAGUGAGCUUGAGGUUCCACCAAACACUUGGGUGUGGCCUGCCACGGUGGCAUGGAUUGCCAACCUGUGAAUUACAGCAACAAUUGUCAACUGGGUCGGCUCUUUCACAAAUGUCAGUUAAUUCUGGGACUGGUUAUAUCUGUAUAAUGCAUAACUAGGAUUUUUAUUUUAAUAAUAAUAAUAAUAAUUGUAUACCGCCCUAUACCUGUAGAUUUCAGGGGGGUUCACGACAUAAAAUCAUGACAAGUGAUUGUGUAUCCUUACAUCUAUUAGCAUGUAGUUUGAGGAAAUGUAGCUGCAUCUUUCUUUCCCUUGAUGCUUUUUCUCCUCCUUCUGUUACGAAAAAGUAGCCUUGGAGGAGGAUGCCAUAAAAAGUGGAAGGAGAGGCUGCCUCUCUGGCAUUUACCCACUUAAAAUUCUUCUGUCCAUAAUGAGGAAAGUGUCUUCUUCCUCUCUGCCAACUGCAUUCCUGCUGCUAAUGGCAGGCUCUGGGUUUGCUUUUCAGUGUAAAAAAGGAAAAGGGGGGAAAGGAAUGGUGCCAAGGUGACUACAGAGAGUGCCCAGUCUGCAUCCAUGUGAUAGCAAAUGUUGUAUUGAGUUUUUGACAUUGGAAAUAACUCUUGUCUCAAAAAUAGAGAUGCAAAUGGAUUUGCUUUCUAAAUUGUCACUUAUCCUUGUAGUUUGAGGGGAGCGAGUCCCUGUCCAGCAGUAACCUGAGUCAAAGAUCUCGACCCAGCAGUGACCUCAACAACAGUUCUAUGCAAUCUCCUGCUCACCUGAAGGUCCAGCGGAGCAUAUCAGCCAAUCAGAAGCAACGUCGCUUCAGUGAACAUGGUGGGGAUGGCAUUCAACCAAGUAAAGUAGCAAAAUACAAUUUUAAGCUGUGUGCCAUGUUUUCUGGGCUUAGCAGUGCCACCUCUUUGUGCAUUAGUUGUGCGCUGCUUCAUCUCAUACCAUGGUGCUUUUAUCAUGUGAUCCUUCCAUGGUAAAUAUAGUUUGGGUUAGUUGACAGAUGUGUUAAUUAUCAUUUGCAUUUAUUCUGGUGUCUGUAGCUAUUUUAACUGUUUGCGUAAUGGAAACUGCUCUGUAUUUGUCAUCAUUGCUUUGAAUCUAAAACGUGAGCUUGGAUAUCUGCAGUGCAGUAAUUUUUUCAAGAAAGGUUAAUUAGAAGAUAUGGAUGGGUUUAUUUCCAUAGAGAGAACAGCCAUAUGCCUGAAUAAAAUUGCAAACCAUUGGCCACAGCCCAGAAGACUGGUUCCCUGUGGGCAACUUGAGGCUUUCCUGCUUUUUGUAUGGAAAGCAAACAAUCUCUUAUUCCUUUGUGCUUGUCGAACGUUGCUUUUCGGUAAUGGAGAUGACUAUUUGCUUCUGAUAUUCUGGGUUGUGACUUAGGUACUGCAGUCUCAACAACACUGGACAAAAAAAUAUUCUGAUUUGCUUUAAAUGAGGGAGACAGUGUCCCAGUAUAGAGAACCAUGAAUGAUGUAGGGGCCAGAAACCACACUCAGGUGAACUGGGAGCAGCCAGAAACCCCUUCUCUCUUCACUUAUCUUCCAUAGCUGACUGAUGCUAAAAGGAAUUCCUUAGUGAAGUGUAUCACACACCGAUCAUCUGCCCAGUGGAAGGAGAAAUGUUUGAAUGGAAUCUGGGCAUCCUCUGCUUUACUCUUAUCUAGCAGCUAAGACUUCCCAGCCAUGUCAUAACCUUUGGUUUGCACCAAUGCCAGCACCAGCAACACCUUGCAAUCUGAGUGAAGGUGCAAAUGUCUGUCUUUCGUUUGAGGAAAGGCUGAGCUAUGGAACUCUUUGCCACAAGGAAAACUGUGUGGCAAAUAAUUUAGCAAUUUCUGAAAAUGGGUUAGAUAUGAUUAGAAAGUGAUGUCCUUCAUUGCCAGCUGGUUAUGCAAAACUCUGCCUCCAUCUGCCUUGAUUUUGCAACUGGAUUUGAUUGUAAUAAUUCCACUUUCGCUGGGAAAUUGGUUGGUUGUAAUUGACAAAUUAUUGUAUUAUGGAUGCACAAAUGAGGUGGCAGCCCACUGUAUCAUUGAAGGCUUCUGAACGGAAGCUAGUUGAGUAACCUUAAAGUAUGCCUCUAAUGUUUUCAAUGUGGAUGGCAUAUUAGCAAGUUAACGGGGAACAAAUAGUAAACAUUAAGCUUAAAGGUUUGUGAAAUUAUACAAUCAAGGCACUGGUGACACAUCUGUAUUCAGGCAAAUUCUUUGCACAAUAUCUCAGGUUCGUAAAGUGGCACCAGCAUCUUAUUUGAAUUAGUUCCUUUGAUGUUAUUUUUAGUACCAGCGCAGACUGAUUGAAGGUGAUACAGAGAGCACCAUCUCAUUGAUGUUACCUUUGUUUGACAGUUGGCCCAACGAUUCCUCCCGCUGUCUCGUAUUCAAAAAGAGCUCAGGCAAACAGUGUGGAGAGUGAACACAAAGAGGAAUGGGACAAAGAUGUGUCACGUAAACUGAGCAGCACUACAGUGGGGUCCAAAGGUGAAAUGGCCGCAAGUCCACUGGUGGGCCCUGAAAGGAAAAAAGCGACUACUAUUCCAAGUGUAAGAAAGAUCUUUGCUCACUGACGAGGUCAAAUGUUUUCUGUACCACGAUAACAAUUGUUGCUAUUGUAUUAACUACAUGAUUCUCUUCUGCAAAUGGAUUAAAUGCUGGCAUACACUAAUAGAAAUGGGCUCAGAAAUCCAGUCCAGCAUUUAAAUACUUUUUUAAAAAACAGGAGUGGGGGUGAAUAGUUGAGUGUGACAAUUGACUCCUGGGUUGCUGAAGGAAGGAACUUGCAGGUAAUGUUGCAUCCUGGCAUUUUUCAGCUGGAGUGCCCUGUGGGUUGUUCCUUCACUGUGCUCAUUGCCUCUCACUGCCCUGGUUGCUUCACUCUCUGAACUCAUUGUCACCACUGCAGGCCUGCUUCUUCAUUUUUUUAAAAAACCACCCACUUAUAUAAUGAAACAGCAGCUUAACUGUUUAAUAUGUGAAUGUUUGACUAUCGAAAUUGGUGUUCUUCCCUGUGAGGAAAGUUGAUCCAAGGCAAUUGGGAAAUAAUACUACAAGCUGUUUGCCAGGGGCUAUACAAAUUUGCAUUUCCCUUCAGGACACUAUAUUCAUUGUAGCUGCUAGUUCGGCUCUGGAAGUUCCCAAUGCUUGAAAACCUGUUCUUCUCAAAUAAUACCUAAGCAUUUCAGUCUGUAAACAGAGCUCUCUUUUCUUGGCCUUGCUCACAUACGCUUGACUCAGUAUCACUAGAUGAUAUUGCUCUUGUGCCUAGUUCUCUAAGGUGGGGGAAAUAGGAUGGAUGAGAACAGAAACAAUGCCAUAGUUCAUACACUCUGUUAAGCAGCCUCUUUGUAGUAGAGGUGAGAAAACAAGAAUGGUUCUUGCUACCACCACAGUUACAGUGCAUUGUGUGAUGCAGUUGUAUGCAUAGAUGAUGCACAUCUCCCCCCCUUUUUUAAAUGAGGGAGAGAAUUGUGCAAGUUGUCUGUGCAAAAAGUCACAUUGCACUCUACAUUGUAGGCAUGGUAGAAGUGCUUCUGCUUUCACACUUGCCCAUCUGUUUAUCUAAGUCAGGCAUAGGCAAACUCGGCCCUCGAGGUGUUUUGGGACUACAAGUCCCAUCAUCCCUAUCUAAAAGGACCACUGGUCAGGGGUGAUGGGAGUUGUAGUCCCAAAACAUCUGGAGGGCUGAGUUUGCCUAUGCCUGAUCUAAGUUCAUGGACCAGGUUUGUGCUUUGUGGCUUAAGGUCACAGUCCAAAGUGCACCUUGUUUAUUUUUAGGAGGCAAUACCAGCUCAAAAGCACCAACAUGCUCUCCAGAUUCCCAUGAACUGAAAAUGCACUUUGAGGAUUUUGCACAAGACCUUUUUAAAAAGAGGAGAUCUGGGUUGCUUAUACUUUCUUGUUUUGUCUCCACACCCCCACCCACCCACCCGCCCCAAGAGAGCUGUUGAAGGGGGGGGGGAGUACUAUUUUUCAUUUAAAAUGCUGUUUUAACAAAUCUUCAAACUGUUUUUGAAUUAACGGGGCAGUAGAAUAGCAAUUUCAGGGCUCAUCUGUGUGCAACAGCUGCUAUGUUUUCUUCUUCAGAAAAAUGGAUUGUGUCUCUAGUCUAUUGUUUGCUAAAACUGUGGCACAUCAGAAUAAUCUAUUUUUUUAUAUCGUGUCUUUUAGCCUGUCUAUUAAAACAGAAAAUAAAGCAACAUUUUUACCAGUUAACGUAAAUUAGAAAAUACAUGGCUAAAUAACAUGGGAUGCCCAAAUGCAUCAAAGAAAGUAUACAUAUGCUAAUGUGCUAUAUAUUUAGGCAUUCUUACUCUGUCAUAUAUUUUUUAAUAAUAAUUGUAUUUCCCUGACUUUUCUAGAAUAAUGUGUUUUCUGGGACUGGCAUGACACGAAGAAAUACCUAUGUCUGUGAACGCUCUACAGAUCGCUAUUCUGCCAUUCAGAAUGGGAAAGACAACAGGUACCGAACCUGUUUCAUGCGGAAAUUAAGAUUUCAUGUUGCUCUGGUACUUAAAGGAACAUUUCAUGUACAUGUUCAACAUAGUUUAGCAAGCCUCGGAAACAGAAACUCAGCCUAAGCAGGCCUUGCAGCUAGAGAGGGAAAAGGAAGCCCCCAGAGUUUAGGGCAUCGCUGACCAGCCUAUAACUGUCUUCUGCUAUUAAAUGUCUUCAGAAAAGUUGGGUAUGUUUAGACUUGGGCAGGCAUCUAUCUUGUUUAGGCUGCUGUGUUCUGGUCCCUGCCCUGGAUUGGCCAGAAUGAUAAGAUGUCAAGCGAAAUUCAGUAGAGUUGUAGCCUGUUUCAUUCUUCCCUGAGUGUCAGCUGUCAUUGUGCCCCUUUCUCCUGCCUCAGGCAAAACUGAAUGAAUUUUAUUAUUUUGGUCACAGACCAGUUCCAGCUCACAUACAAUAUCAAGGAAGUCAUAAAACACGAUAAGGAUACAUUUGAAUUUGCAAUUAGGUAUAACAGGGACAAUACAGAUAUAGCAACAGUUAAAAAAUAUAUAAAUUAAAGCUUAGUCACUAACACUAACAUAUAACCUAAAAUUAUCAUUUAAAACCUUAAUCAUUAUGAUGGCACAGCUUGAUCCCUAAGUUUUAUGGCAAUUGCACGGAACUCAGGCAAAACUGUUUCUGAGGUUUUUAGACUUGUUAAUUUUGCACAUUCCUAAAAAUCUACAUUGGUAUCAUGAAGGAGAUGCUGGGAAGCAGCAACGAGAAAAAUGAUUGAAUACUGAAAUUAUAUAAUUCCAUUUGACCGUAUUGUCCCUCUUGUUAAAUAGCUGCUUUCUGUGCUCUUCCCAAGUUGAUUAUAUUUGUAUUGAAAUACAUGCUGUGGCUUGUUCUUCUCUCUGCACUUUGAAAUUACUAGAGGAUUCAUUUAAAGUGCUACCAGUAGCCUUUUAAUCGGAUGCAAUGGUUGAGAUAAUUCAUCAAGACUAGCUGUGCAGAUGAGUACAAAACAUUUACUGUGAUUGAUCAGGAAAGCCAGUUGCAGUUGCUUUUCUUUAUUUAUGCAAAUUGAUAGGAUUUGGUGAGAGAUUAAUUACUUUUUAUUGAGGCAUUCUGUGCUAUUUUGAUGAGUGGCCCAAAGUUCAAAAUUCUUUUGCUGCCACCUAUUUUCCCUUGAAUAUCUAUAAAUAGUAUUAAUUUCUAUUUUCUUUCUGCAUUUGUUCCCAGCAAGUGCAGAAAGAGUAGCACCAGUGAGCAAGUUCCUUUCAUAUGUUUUGAUUUGGAUUAGGAAUCCUAAAAGUGUCUGUCCGUUACCUGAAUGGAGCCAAGGAAAAGCAAUCUUAAGACAUUUUUCAGUAGAAGCUGUUGUUGACCAUGUCUUGGCUAAAUCAGUUUUUCCUUACGGAUCCAACAGUAGUUCAAAGGUUCCACAUGCAACUACUUUACUAGAACAUUUUAUCUCAAGAUAUUCCUUUUCCUGCUUUCUUUUUUAUGAUGAAAGCCUAACAGAAAUGUCUGCAAGCAGUACCUCCUCUACUGGCUCCGCUGUCUCUUCGGUAAUAUCAGCACGACCUCGACACCAGAAGUCCAUGUCUGCCUCUGGCCACCCUAUAAAAGUUACACUCCCAACUAUCAAAGAUGGCACUGAAGCUUAUCGACCAAGGUAUUUUUCAAUAUGUAGCAUUUGUGUGGUACUUUGCAAGGUCAGAUGUUCUACAAAUGUGCAUAACAUAGGUGUUUAGGCACAACAUCAGUAGUGCUAGGCUCUGCCAAUCUACUGUAUAUUGUGAUACUGAAGCCUUUAGCAUCAAUCACUUGAGCUUACGUGAUGGUGUUGGAAUAUUCACAAACAUUCUGACUGCUUUGGUGAACAAAACUAUGAUCAUUCUAGUUCACCAGAAGCCAGCAUUGUGCCCUCCCCACACCGUGUGGACUGCUACUCAUGUUCCUUGACAAAUGAUCAUGCCUGACUUAGGUUGAUAUGAGUUGUAGCCUACAACAUCUGGAAGGCAGGAUGUUGGCUGUCGGUGUGAGCGAAGGGCAAGUCGACAGUUUGUCUGGGUUGAUGGUUCAUAGUUGCCCAAGAGACAGGAGUAGCUUUCUAAAAUCAGACUGAAAAAUGGCCCUGUGAGGCAGGUAAGUGAAGAAGCAGGAAGUCAGAGGCAAGGCAGCUGAAGUAAGGAUGCAAAGGAGCCCUUGAGAAACAAGAAGCUAAGGAAUGGGUAGGCGAAAGAAAGAGGUGCUUGUUGCAUUUUGUCUCAUCCUUUCUGCAAGGAGCUAAGGAGUCCCCCACUCCCAGUUUUAGGACAACAGCAAUACAUUGAGUUCUUUCCACAUUUUAUCCUUCCAACAGUCCCUUGAGAUAGAUCAGGCUGUGAGAUAGUGACUGGCCCUAGAUCCUCUUAAAGGCUGAGUGGGAACUUGAACUUGGGUCUCCCAAGUCUUUGUCUAAGCUCUAACCCAGGCUUCCUCAAACUCGGCCCUCCAGCUGUUUUGAGACUACACUUCCCAUCAUCCCUUACCACUGGUCCUGCUAGCUAGGGAUCAUGGGAGUUGAAGCCAAAAACAUCGGGAGGGCCGAGUUUGAGGAAGCCUGCUCUAACCACUAAAUAAGACUUUGGAGGUAGGAAUUGUAUUUUCUAGUUCUAGCCUCAAAUCCUAUCCAUCUCAUGCAUAUAAAACCAACUGUGUGUGUGUAUAUGUGUGUGUGUGUGUGUGUGUGUGUGUGUGUGUGUUUGUAUUUAAGUGCACCACUUUAUCAUGACAAAAAAUUUACUCACCAAUAUCAAAUACCACUAAACCCUUUUCUCUUUCUUGCUUUUUCUUCUACUUCCAUUUGGGCUCUUCCCUUUGGAAUGAAAAAUCCCAUGUAACCUCUGAAAUAGCAGCAAGACCUGGUAUAUCUGUUGUAGAAGAUGCAUUUUCUCUUUCCCAAGCUUUUACUCUUUCUACAGACUAUUUUGAAUUAAAAUAUUCCUCUGUUCUUCAUCUCUUUAGAGACUUUUUGUACAUAAAAACGUACGGCACGUGUUAUCCCAAGAAAGUGCAUGUUGAGAUGUGCUAGUCAUAUUGAAGGUUUCUCAUGACUUGGCUCUUUCUAUCUCCCUUUCUUUUCAAAUGUACUUCUGGCUUUCCAGCAGUGCAACUCAAAGGGCACCUGCUGCUUCCCCAUCCGCUCACAGUAUUAGUACUAGCACUCCAGACCGAACCCGUUUUCCUCGAGGAAGUUCGAGCCGAAGCACUUUCCAUGGUGAGCAGCUACGGGAGCGGCGCAACGCCACUUACAACGGGCCACCUGCCUCACCGUCACACGAAACAGGCACGUUUGCUCAAACUAGAAGGGGGACGUCAACUGGGAUUAUAAGCAAAAUAACUUCCAAAUUUGUCCGCAGGUUAGUACCCUCCAUCAUUUAUAUUUCCAGGUAAUAUGAAAGGUGCAGUGAAACGUUAUAUUAUUAGAAGCAAGCCUUGUAAGCGCCUGGAUAAGCAACUGCUUGGAACCCCCUCAUUUAAGCCGGUGUAAAAUCAGAUUAUAGGAUACAGUAAUGGUGACAGCUUUCUGUAUUCAUGCCAUUUUUUAAAAAAUCAAAAACUUACUGAAUAAAUUAUACUGUUCAAAUCCAAUAGGUAUGAAAAACUUGGAUCUUUGGCUGAAAAUGUUGACAGGCAUCCUAGCACUUAAAGGCUGGUUCUAAUGUCACUAGUUUCAUACGUGGGUUUUCACUUGUGUGGAAAAAAUGGUAUGUGCACCAUCAUGUGCAGUGAGCAUCAUUUUUGGCGUGUGGACACUUUAACAUAAGAAGAGCCCUGUUUGACCAGACCAAAGACCCACCUAGUCUCACAGCCCACAAGCAGGACACAAGCAGCACACUCUCCAUUUAGAUUACCUCACAACUAGUAUUUAGAAACAUACCACCUUUAAUGCUCUCAUGACUAGUGGCUAUUGAUAGCUUUUUCCUCCACAAAUCUGUCUAAUUCCCUUUUAAAGCUGUCCAAGUUGAUGGCCGUUUACUGCAUCUUCAACUUGCAAACUCCUACGUUUGCUUAUGUGCUAUGUGAGGACGUGCUUUCUUUUGUCUCUCCUGGGUCUUCCAACAUUCCGCUACAUUGACUGACCCUGGAUUCCAGUAUUAUAAGAGAGAGAGAAAGAAAAAAAACCCCUCUCCCUAUCUAUCAUGUCCCGCCUCACUCAACUUCUUUUCUAAACUAGAAAGUUGCAAAAGUUGCAACCUUUCUCUUGGGAUGUUUUACAGCCUCGUCAUAAAUUUGAUUGCCUUUUUCUGAACCUUUUGCAACUCUGCAAUAUAAUAAUAAUAAUAAUAAUAAUAAUAAUAAUAAUAAUAUAUUAUUAUUUGUACCCCGCCCAUCUGGCUGGGUUUCCCCAGCCACUCUGGGCGGCUUCCACAAAGACCAAAAAUACACUAAUAUGUCAUACAUUAAAAACUUCCCUGAACAUGAAUGAAUGGGUGAAUAUCCUUCAUGACAUGCUGUGACUGAAUUCUGAGAACAUGCUGCAAUUCUGGAUUUCUCACUAUGCACAAACGUAGCAAAAUACACAUGUGCUCUCUCUUUAAUGUGACAAUUUCCUACAGGGAAAGGGUGUAGGAAAUUCAUAUUGCCUGGAGCAGCCCCAAGUAUUUUUAUUUUUUUAAAAAAAACCAAUUACCCCAUUCAUCUUGACCCAUUCAACACCGUUUGUUUUGACGGUAUCCAUCUGCUGUUAGAACUAAAGAUAUUACUGAUUUCAAAAGGACUCUAGUUUAACAGUUAAACAUUUAUUGAUAUUAUAAUCCAAAAACACAGCCUAACGUGUAACCUGUUGGGGGUACAUUGGGGCCCAUAAUGUUAACUUAAAACAAUUAGCUAGCAUCUUAAGUUUAAUUGUCAUUUUGAAAUGGCAUUUUCUGAAUCCAGAGCCCCAUAACUUGCUUUAAAAUUGUGUAUGGUAAUGGUGAGGUUCACUAAAAUCAGUAGGAGUUUUGCUAGUCACUUUGUUGCCCUGUGAACCUUAUCAGUGGCAUUUGAGAAUAAGGCAGUUUCCAGUUCUGAAAUUCUUUCCAUGAUUCUGUUAAAUAGAGAACUCACUUGACAGCUCAUCAGAUUUCACACAUUGUGGCACCACAUGUGCAGAUACUUGGAAAAAGUCAUGUCAUCUUUGUGUUCUUUAACAGCUGCAUCUAAUUUUAAGUUAUGUUCACAGCUUGCAUUAAUAUUGUCCCUUUUUAAUUGAAUAUAUUUAGAAAUACAUUUCACUUACAACUUAAAGUGUUCAGUAGUGUACAAAUAUGUGCUGGAAUCAGAAGUACUUUUUUAAAAAAAUGCUGUAAUAAAGCGUAUUUUAUAAACGUGCAAUCUAGCAUAUGAUUGAUACCUUAGAAAUAAUUAUUUGCUGCUUGUUCUCAAAGUGUUCUGGUGAGUUUAUGGAAUGUUCUGUGUAAAUCAGCCCUGCACAGUUUGUGACCCACCAAGCUGAAAGCAGCCCACAAGAAGCAUGAUAAAACCCUCUUUUUAGUGCCUGCCUGGGAUUGCAAAAGAUGAUAGUUGUCAAAAAUGAUGUGCCAAGACUUCUAUUUUCUGACUUAGAAAUACAGGGUUUACUGGUUCAGAAUGGUCCUGUCAAAUUCAAGGUGAGAAUUAUGAUGCACGUAUACUAGUUCUUCUCCAGCUUGGAUUUUAAGCAGAGCUGGAGAAGAACUGUCUUCCUUGCACUCUGCUUAAACUGGCUGUUGCCAAAAAAAUAAAAUAAAAAUAAACUGGCUGUUGCCUGUGCUGGUCAGCAGCAGCAAGCAGAAGGGAGCCUGGCAAGCUGGUAUACAGUGAGCCAAGCGCAAGUAGCCUGUGGGAUGUGCAGUUUUCCCAUAGGCCUGUUGACUUUGCAGUGGGGAGGAGAAUGGUGUGAAAGCUCAUGGGGUUUUGUAAAGUCUAAAUUCAAAUUGGCUUAGAGAUGAGCAUGCUGAUCCAUUGUGAACAGCUCACCUGUUAUUGGUGGCCUAGUACAUAGCAGAUGGGCUGCAUAUUGGUUAGGUGGGUCACAUGCUACACAGGUCUGAUAUACUUGUAUAUUUGAUGUCAUUUUAAAUAUUACGAUGGACUAUUGUGUGGGACGGGCUAUACAACACUCUGCAGAUGUUGCAAGAAGUGGUGUCUUUGAGCCCUUAAAUAAGAGCUGUUAAAGCUGGGAGGUAGAAAAUUUUAGUAUGUUUUUUAGGUGGUAUCCAAUAGGCCUUAAUUUGCAAAUAACUAACACAAUUGGCAAAUGUGCUGCUGUGUUAUGACUUAAGGGCAUGGCAAAGCACACGGCUAAAUGCUAAUAGCGAACUGUUUGAGGCAUCUUCGUGAGUAAGAACCCCUAUCUGGAGAAGUUUCUUGCUGAUUGCUGUGGUGGUCUCUCGCCAUUAAUACACAGUCGGGUGGGGAAAGGAAAAAAUGGAGCUUACUCGCCGUAUGGCUUCUGGCUUUUGAGUGUGGCUAUUUUAAGCUUAAGGGGGGGAGGGGAGGGGCAAUCUGAAGUUACCCAGCCAGGGUAAAAAUAAACUGAAGUUUCAUAGGGAGAAAGUAAACUGCAGCUUUGGAAAAACACUAUUAAAAAAAAAUACUAGUAAAUGAUGGUUUCGUGCUAUUUGCUCAAAAGUAAUUUUAACUUUGUUCUGGAUAACCGGUUUUCUUGACUCAUUUUUUUUUAACCAUUUAUUAAAAUCUUGACCUUAACUUUGUUUUGAGGGAUCCAAGUGAAGGCGAAGCCAGUGGCAGAACUGACACCUCAAGGUGAGGAGCCACGAUUAAUACUUCGCUGCUAGGUCCCUUUGUGUUCAAAGCUUUAUGAUUCUGAAAGCCUUUAAACUAAUAUGUAAAACAGAGGAGUCUCUAAAUAACUUGUCUUUUAAAAAAUACUAUGUAUGAGUUAAAUUCCCCAUUUCUCUUUUAAAUACUAUUAAGUUUAAAUAACUUUUUUAAAAAAACAAGCUAUGAUUCUGCAAGUUCUUAGACUUCAGCAAGUCCACUUUGGGAAACAGCUCCCUUCUAAGUGUUUGCAAGGUCACAGCUUAAAAAAAACCACAACUAUGUAUAUUCAAGCAUUAUCUUUCAUUGCGUAGUAAAAUCAUACAUUGCCAUUCUGAGAACUUUGCCAACUGCCUAAUAUGCACUUCUGCCAUACGCCUCUGCUUUUUACAAAUACUAAAAUAAAAAAAUGUGCUGGCAAAUCCUUUGGGGUUAAUAAGAGUAUAUGCAUCCGAGAACCUCAGGCCCAGGGACUGAAUGCGGCCCUCAAUAACUAAUUAUUUGGCCCUCUAAACUCUCCCCAGGCUACACCUCCUCCUGGCCCUGCUUUGCACUCUUUUUGAGUGUGUUUGCUUGGCUGCAGUGUGUCCUCGAAUUCCUUGAACUCUGAUGACACCUAGAUGGAGGAUAGAGGGUCAGGAACUUAGCCUACUUUACAAAAAGUGAAAUUUACUUUCCUAUCGCUGCCCACUUUGGCCUCUGGCCUUGCUCCUGAAUGUCGUGUGGUCCUUGGAAGGUUGCUUAGAAGGGAAUGUAGCCUUUGGGCUGAUAAAGCUUGCCCACUCAUGGUAUAUAUAAAACAAAAACAGACGGAUGUUAUUUUUAAAGAUUGCUAUAUAACACACUCUGGAGAUGUGGGAGUUAGCCUUGGACUGAUGCCUUACUUGAAUCCUGCUUGCAGGCUGCUUAGUUUGAACCAAGGACGCUACACACAAACACACACCGAGAGUCAUAAAUAAGUUGCCCCCAUUCAUCUGCUUCACAACAAGGGGUGUGUCCUAGGAAUGGUUGUGUGUGUAGGCUUUUAUUCCAUGGGCAAUGUGCUGCCUGGCAUGCAGACCCAAAGCUUGCUCCUCAGCACAGAGCUUGUGUGUGAAACUUCUCUUUAACGAUCUGAGAAAACUUAGUGGGGGGGAGGGGUUCCUCUUGAAAUUAUCAAGAUUAUCAAGAGGAAAGUGGUUUACAUAUCAGAAAGGGAUAAUCUACAUGAAUGCUAUUAUGCCUAGUAUUAAAUUGGCAUUUUAUACAUUGAAUAUGUAAAUCUCAUUUUGCUGACCACUCCUUUGAGAUGUCGUAGUCCAUUUCUUCCCAGUAUUGUAUGCUGGAAAGACCAUGAACCCUCAUUCCUAUACUUUUAGUAACUGAUCCCUCCAUCCUAUCAACUUGUGUAGUAAGCUUCCCUAAAAGAUGUUGUUACUGGAAGACCACAUUACAUUUUCAUUAUGCACAUGUAUGUAUUGUUGUUGAAACUGCUGCUCGUGGUGAUAGUGCUCGCUAGCAGUCACAUUUUCCACUUGCUGGUGAAAUUGUGGGCUCUGAAUGAAAAGGAGUGUGUCAUCCUGCUUAACUUUUGCAGGUGUUAAAGAUUAAAAUAGCAUUGCCUAGUCCCCGGGGCGUAUGUGUGUGAGCACACACAUUCAUGUGUGUGCACCACCACCACCCACUAUCACUGGCAAGAAAGUUCCUAACUUCUUAGAUGCUGAAAAAUCUACUUGAUAGAAAACUAAAGUUAAGUUCCAAUGGUUGAUCAUUUUGCUGCCCUUUAGUCAUGCAUUGCAGGCUACAAAAUGCUUCUGGAAUGCACACAAGGAUUGAAAUUUGUUUCUGAUUUUUCUUCUUACGGCAGCUCCUAGCCAAAUAUCCUUCCCUGAAAUGCUUCUGGUUAGGGAGUGACUUUUCAGAUGUAGGGUGGCCAGUGGACUUAGAAGCUCUGCAGAGGGUAACUAACUAUGGACCACGUAAACAUGAUGUAUUGUGUAUAAGCAGUACAUUUUGCGGUGAUAAAAUAUUUCUCCUGUCACAUUCCAGUUGAUAGGCUGAAGCCACCACACUGCUCCUUGCUCCACAGCUUAUUUCCUCACAUGAUGUUGGAAAGAUCAUAGGACUUUAAGAUACUAAAUGAUGUCUAAACAGACAUUGAAUAAUUCUCAGCAAGCAUGGGACCCUUGAAGGCAGGCAGUGUGUGAUGAAGUUUUAGCUGAAAGAAUAACUAAUAAUAAUAAUAAUAAACAUACUUUGCUAGGGCUAUUAUUCUGUGCACUCUUAUUUGGGAGUAAGUCCUGUUGAACUCAGUUGACCUUAGUACUUAGUAAACAUGCAUAUGAUAGAACUGCCCAAUUGUUUUCUUCCCCAUUACACCACAAAACAAUUUGCGGAAGAUGCUGCCAAAACAUUAUGAAAUACUUUAUAAUAGGAAGCAGUGUAUUCCCUGUCAAUGAUUGGUUUGAGUUCAUAAAUGUUCUGUAUUGCACAGAAGGUAAUGGCAGAUAUGACGGAGAGCCAUGCUGCAUAUGACAGCGCAUUUCUGCCACUGCCAUCCUAACAUUGUGCAUCUUUGGGGUUGAAUGGAGAGGAAACAUUCUUUAUGGAUUUGUGUCCCUUGAGUGCCAACUUUUAAAGAUAAACUAGUUAUAAUUAUUUAUAAAAUUGGACAGUAGAAGGAAGCAACCCAGUUGUUGAAGAGAUGCUCAUAUUAUUAAUUCUGUAGGUUGAGAUAUUAUUGCUUGGAGGAGGCCUUCUAGGCAAGAAUCACCCAAAAUUAGUUCCCUUACUUUCUCAACUUCCAACUUUAAAUUUGCAAAAUAAGCUGUUAUUGUAAAGGAGGGUAACAUUUUUUAAUUACUAAUGAAUGAAAGGUGGCUUCCUUUCUUCCCUGCUUUUGUCAGCAUUCCUUGCCUUCUGUUUUGUGUGGCCUUUCAGUGUUUCGGUGAUCUCCCUAAAGAUGAGACCUAAAGAGAGCCUAACCAAGUUGAUAGUUGAGAAACCUCUUUUCGUUGCUCCACUAAGCGAGGAUAGUUUUGAUCAAGAGCAUUUUUUAAUUGUCCGGUGCUUAAGUGUAAUUCCCUAAUUUGUCAAUGGUAUAUAAAUGAUGUUUCCCUUUUCAGGAGCACUUCUGGAGAACCAAAAGACAGAGAAAAAGAAGAUGGUAAAGAUUCUAAGCCACGGUCUUUGAGGUUCACGUGGAGCAUGAAGACCACAAGCUCCAUGGACCCAAAUGAUAUGAUGAGAGAGAUUCGAAAAGUGUUAGACGCUAACAAUUGUGACUAUGAACAAAAAGAGAGGUUCCUGCUCUUCUGUGUCCAUGGCGAUGCACGACAAGACAGCCUCGUCCAGUGGGAGAUGGAAGUUUGUAAAUUGCCACGCCUGUCGCUCAAUGGAGUCCGCUUCAAGCGAAUAUCCGGGACUUCUAUUGCCUUUAAAAACAUUGCAUCCAAAAUAGCGAAUGAGCUUAAGCUGUAAAGAGCAACAACGUUUCUGGAAUCAGGGAAGAGUCUAGCUUACAUUCUGAAUGUACUGGUUAUGCCUAACAUGAUUGGCUUGUGAAACCCCCCAUGUAGAAAUUGCCCCAUUGCAAUAAGGUUAUACAUAGUUAUUCUGAAUUGUAAAAUUAAAUUCAGUAUGACCUAUAUUAAAAGGAAAAAAAACUGUAGCUGAAGAAGUUAUGUUCACAUGUACAGGUAAGUAUAUAGAGCAUUUUGUUCAUUUUAUGUUCAUAGAGUUGUAUAAUAAAAAAGAAGGCUUAAAUGCAGAUCUUGUAUAGUUGUCUAGAUAUCAGCACAGAAGUGUGUUUGCUUUGAGUUAAGAAGUUCUUCCUGGUCAUUAUUUACAUUUUUUGUGGUUUUUAUAAUUCUUACCUCUUACCAUGCGUUUUUUAAAAACUACGUCCAUAGUAGAAAUGCACAAAAAAAAAUGUUUUCACAACUGUAGCAUGAACAAUUUUAGUUACUUUAAAACAAAUUGCAUAUAAAAAUUGAAUUAGUCAAGGACAGAUUGGCUUUUGUUGUAUACAAGAUUUUUCCUGCUUCCCUUUCACUCUUAGCCUCCUUUAUAGAACAGUGUUUAUUUGGCAGAAUAAAAAAUAAAAAUGCAACCAUGUUUACAGUGUUGACACUUACAGUGAAGAAAAGGGGGUUCUGAGUAUGUUGGCCUCUGGCCCCUUGAAACUUGUUGGGGAACAGAAAUCAUGUCUUGAUAACAUUUUUUUUAAAAAAGUUUUGGGGAAGACUGAACUAUUGCUCUUGUGACAUGUGGUCAAAUGUAGCAACAGAAUAGAAGUACAGUUCAUAUUCAUUCAUCAUGGAGUGAAAUACUAUUGUUCUCUGCCUUCAUAAAUCCCACUUUAUGAAAAUACAUUGUUUCAUAGCACAAGGUAUUCUGAAAUGUUGCCCAAUUGUAAGAGCUAAUAAAUGACACCUCAGGAAUUAACUGGUUUUUGGAAUAUUCCCCACCCCACCCCACGCUCCAGUACGUGCAGUUUCAUAUACUUUACAGCUGAGCAAACAUGGUUUAUAACAAUAGAUUAUUACUUACAUGAUUGUACAAAUUUUGUUCUCAUAUAUCUUGUUUGUGUUUCUAAUAUUUUGCCCACUUUCUUGUAUUUAUUCCACAUCAUUAUGCCUGUAAUGUGCAGCUGUGAGUAGGCAUUUGCCUACGGAAGUAAAGAAAACUCCUUCAUAAUUGGUGAUAUAUAAACUAUGUAAAACCACUAGUACUUGGUACAUUUUAAUAUUUGUUAUUUUGUACUGAAUUAAUCAUAGCGGUUGGUUGUGCAAUGUUAUUUAAUGUCGUAAUUACUGUAAUUUCAACAUACGGGCCCCAUCCGCACACCCCUGUAAAGAUUAGAAAAGUCAUUCAAAAUUGUCACUUUAUUUAAAAAACAAAAAUGAAAAAAAGAAGCUGUGGUAAACUCUGUAACCCGAAGUUAGAAGGCUGUAAGUGUAGCUAAAUGUGCCAUUUGAGAAUGGAUUUCUGACAGAUGGACUUGACAUGCUGUACUGUACUGUGAUGUAGCUCUCCUGUAACAGUUCUGUUCUGAAAUGAACGUGUAUUGUUGCCUUAGAAGAAGAAAAAAGGAUGGUGUUUUGGCAAGAAAGAACUGUACCCCUUUUUAUCUGGUGUUCCUUUUUAAAAUAAUAAUAAUAAUAAUUUUUUUGAUGCAAGUCAUCCUAAUUCACAUUCACUGGUGCACUCUAUUAAAAACUUACUUGAACGGUUCUCAUACU